Podarcis lilfordi (Lilford's wall lizard) is the source of this 52215-nucleotide messenger RNA. Lineage: Eukaryota; Metazoa; Chordata; Lepidosauria; Squamata; Lacertidae. The record is from the annotation of a GenBank genome assembly.
GGCCGAGAGGGCGGCGUGGCAGUCGGCGUCUGAGGAGGCGCGACCAGUAAAGCGCGGCAGUUUUUUUCGCUUGGCGGGAGAUUCCGGCAGCAUGGCGUCCGACUUCAACGCGGCCUUGGCGGUCUCGGUGGACAUCGCCGUCGGCGGCUCCCCCUCGACUUCGGCGCGCGAGGCGUGCUGGCCCGACGGGGCGAACGCCGAGAGCGGCUUCGUGCGCGCCGUCCUGGCGCUGCCGGAGAAGCCGGACACCACCGUGCGCUUCUUCGAGCGCGGCGACUACUAUACGGUGCAUGGAAGGGACGCGCUGCUGGCCGCCGCCGACGUCUUCAAGACGCGGACGGUCAUUCGGAUGCUGGCGCAAGGUAAGGGCGCCGGGGGGAGGGCUGAGUCCGGAGGCUGCCGGCUCUCGGAAGGGACAGGGGGUCGGUCCCCCCCCCCGCAGGUUUCCGUCGGACGCCGGCUCCGUUAACACGACGGGGCUCGCCGAAGCUGCCUCUCCGUUCGUCACCUGCUUUGUUGCCGUUCUUCCAAUCGUCAUCAUUAAGUAAAUUUACACGCCGCCCUCCAGCCGAAGGACGCGGGACAGUUCAUAACAUGCAUUCAUAACAACAGCUCCUCUAGGAAGCUUGCUUGCUUGGUUUAGCUUUACAAUAUAAAAUGGGAACAAACAGGAACCCCUUCUCCAACACGCGCAUUUUGUUCUUUUCGUUUGGAAGCAGGAAAAUAACGCAAAGUUGCAGCAAGUCUUGAACAACAGGAGCUGAAAUGAAUUGGGUGGGGGAAGGGCGGGGGAGAAGUGGGAGUCAGCCACCUGCAGCCGAGGUGGCGGGGUGGAGUCUGCUUGUGGUCAAGUUAAAUACAGUACAGUGGUACCUCGGGUUACAUACGCUUCAGGUUAUAGACUCCGCUAACCCAGAAAUAGUACCUCGGGUUAAGAACUUUGCUGCAGGAUGAGAACAGAAAUCGUUAUCUGGCGGCGCGGCAGCAGUGGGAGGCCCCAUUAGCUAAAAUGGUGCUUCAGGUUAAGAACAGUUUCAGGUUAAGAACGGACCUCCAGAACGAAUUAAGUACUUAACCCGAGGUACCACUGUAUCAAGUUUUGAUUGUGCGCUUGUGGGUUUCAGAAUCAGCAAGAGUCAGGGUUUGCUUUAGUUGAGAUUCCGAAAAAUAACACUCACCUAUACAGUGGUCCAUUCUUAACCUGAAACUGUUUUUAACCUGAAGCACCACUUUAGCUAAUGAGGCCUCCCGCUGCUGCUGCGCCGCCGGAGCACGAUUUCUGUUCUCAUCCUGAAGCAAAGUUCUUAACCUGAGGUACUAUUUCUGGGUUAGCGGAGUCUGUAACCUGAAGUGUAUGCAACCCGAGGUACCAGGGUACAACUAAUAGGGAUGCGGGUGGCGCUGUGGUCUAAACCACAGAGCCUAGGGUUUGCCGAUCAGAAGAUUGGGUGAGCUCCCAUUGCUCGGUCCCUGCUCCUGCCCACCUAGCAGUUUGAAAGCACGUCAAAGUGCAAGUAGAUAAAUAGGUACCACUCUGGCAGGAAGGUAAACGGUGUUUCCGUGCGCUGCUCUGGUUCGCCAGAAGUGGCUUAGUCAUGCUGGCCACAUGACCUGGAAGCUGUACGCCGCAGCCAAUAAAGCGAGAUGAGCGCUGCAACCCCAGAGUCAUCCGGAACUGGACCUAACAGUCAGGGGUCCCUUUACAUUUACUUUUAUACAACUAAUGCUAUUCGAACAGUUCUGCCAGGUAAACAGCUAAUUAAGUUAUAAAAAGCAAGCAGAGCCUGUAAUUAGAACACAGAAGUAAAGGCAGGAGAUUAUGUUAACUUCUGAGCUUAAAGCAUUAAAAAAAAAAAAGUUAUAUGUGUAUCUUUUAUUUAUUUAUUUUCUGCAUUUAUAUCUCAGCUUUUUCUCCAAGGAGCUCAAGGUGGCAUAUAUGGUCCUCCCUCUCCCUUGUUUAAUCCUCACAACAAUCCUGUGAAGUAGGUUAUGCCGGCAGUGAGCUUGUGGCAAAGUUGGGAUUUGAACUCUGUUCUCCAGUGUCCUAGUCUUGACACGCUAACCAUCACAUUGCAAUAAAUAUAUACACAAAAGCAAAAAACAAAAAAACCCAGUUCCAUUAAAAUGGACUUUUGCUUCAAAAGUCUUGAUCACCAGUGGCUCUCUGGUGUAUACACACACACACACAGUGGUACCUCAGGUUACAUACGCUUCAGGUAACAUACGCUUCAGGUUACAGACUCCGCUAACCCAGAAAUAGUGCUUCAGGUUAAGAACUUUGCUUCAGGAUGAGAACAGAAAUUGUGCUCCGGCGGCACGGCAGCAGCAGGAGGCCCCAUUAGCUAAAGUGGUGCUUCAGGUUAAGAACAGUUUCAGAUUAAGUAUGGAUCUCCAGAACGAAUUAAGUACUUAACCCGAGGUACCACUGUAUAUACACCCACCCACACCUGUGGUGCAGCUGCUGUUGUAAAUGAGUCUGUCAUGUGAGACUGAGCAUGAUUUGCAAUGAUUUUGAUGGUAUCUUGGCUGUCUCUGAGUGCAGAUCCAGGUCAUUGAGCUUGGGCCACUACCCAGUAGAUAUGUUCUAUGUUUAUGAUAGUAUUUUAUUCUCUUGCUAACCAUGCUGUUUUAAAUGUGCAUUUUAUACUUUACUUCCUUUACUAAUGUUUUCUUUUUUUGUGUGUGUUAACUCUGCUGUUCUAAAUGUGCAUUCUGUAGUUGACUUCCUUUGCAAUGUUUUAUUUUGAAAUCUUUAAGAUAAUAUUUUAGUUUCCUGUUAAUUAUGUUGCCUUGAAUGUAUACAGUGGUACCUCGGUUUAAGAACAGCCUGGUUUAAGAACGAUUCGGUUUACAAACUUCGCAAAACCGGAAAUAGUGUCUCGGUUUGAGAACUUUACCUCAGACUAAGAACGGAAUCCGAAUGGUGGAAGGGCACUGGCGGCGGGAGGCCUCAUUAGGAAAGUGCGCCUCAGUUUAAGAAUGGUUUCAGUUUAAGAACGGACUUCUGGAACGGAUUAAGUUCUUGGGGAGGUGACCCCCGGGGGAAUCAAGCCCCCCUUCAAGUUUACACCUGUGGUUUGGAGAUUUAUUUUAGAGCUCUCAUUUUACUGUCUUGAUUCAGUAUGUAAGCCUUUUGUCUAUAUGCAACAGGAAAGGUAUACUUCAUGUGAUUUCUUGUUUGCCUUUUGCUUUGUCGCGUUUACUUUCUAAGCUGUUUAAUCUUUUUUUAAAAAAUCUUUUCACAGUAAGUGUGGGAGCUAUCAUGAACGUAAUCUACAUCAAUUUGAGCAUGUUUGAUUUCAACAAGAGCAAAUUAACUUUCCCAUCAAAAUCAAAUGUGUUUUACUUCAGUGGAUCAAAUUUUCUCUGUGUGGUAUGUCAGCCACUUUCCUUACGCUGCUUUCUCAUCUCUUAGGAAACCGGAAACUUGAAAGUGUUGCGCUUAGCAAGAUGAACUUUGAAUCUUUUUUGAGGAAUCUGCUUUUGAUUCGUCGCUACAGGGCUGAGGUGUAUAAGAAUAAGGCGGGAAAUAAAUCCACCAAGGAGGGAGAGUGGUAUUUGGCAUAUAAGGUAAAGUCUUCAUCACAAACAGUUGCAGUAAAUAAAAUACUUACUGCUUUGCAAAUCUGUGUGUGCUUUUCAUCUGAUAUCUAGUAAGAUGCAUUUCCUACUGCCUUUCUGCUAUCCAUUAAGAUUUUGGGUUCUAUUCUUAAGCAGUUGGAGUCACCUCGCAUCACUCAAAAACCAUCAUAAAGCACCAGUCGUGUUGAGAGCUGAAUAAUUAUUUGGGUGAAUAAGAGACCAGUGCCUAGAUCCUGAGAUAAUAAGUCUGUGCCUGCAAUUCUGUGCCUCACAUGUUUAAAUUGUCAUUGUUACAUACAGUUACUGAUUCACACUUGCAUGCACAAAAGGGUUAAUCUGAGCCCAGAGCUCAAGUUGCCAGAAUGGGUGUUGCUUAGCAGGCUUGCAGCAACCUCUGCUCCCCCUCUUUCUCUCCUUGAGUACGAAUCUCUUCCAAACCUCUCUCUCCAACAUUGGUUUAUGGGCUCAGACAGCACCUAAAUUGUUGAGAAAAGUUUUUGCUUUUUGAAUUUUGAGCCUUUCAAUUUUUUUUGCUCUUUUGUUUUUGCAAACCCCCUGCCAAUGUUCUCUUUUCUUUUCCCCACCCACCAGUUUUGUUUCUCUGCUUAGGCUAAUCUAGUCUUGGCUAAUCUAAUCACUUUUUGAGUGAUUUUUUGUUGUUGCAAUUUUGGUAGUUUUGCUUUUGUGCAUUUUGGGGAAACUUACUUUUUAAGGUUGGCAGCCCAGGAUCCAGUGAGCGGCCAUAGCUUUACCUUUGCAAAGCUUACUGACUCCACAUUUGCCCAGUGGAAAAUGAUAUUGGAGAUCCUUUCAAGGGCAUAAGGGGCAUUAAAUUGUAUUAAGAAUCCUAGACCCACAGACAACGAUGAGGAAGCUGAUCCAUGUUAAGCCUUGCGAAUCUGCAGUCUUUAGAGUUUGCAUUUGGAUCUGUCAGCAAGAGGCCUCAGGUGAGAUGAAGAAACUAUUCAGGCUAAGACUACCUAAAUAGGUGUUUCAAAAGGUCUGUCUAAUGCAGGGAGAGGGAGGCAGGUGGACCAGAUACAUAGGUGAAGAAACUCUCAAACUGUGAUUUUUCUUUCUUAAAUAGGGCUCUCCAGGGAACCUUGCCCAUUUUGAAGACGUUCUGUUUUCUAACCACGAUAUGUCAUCUUCUGUUGGUGUUGUGGGCAUUCGGGUAUCCUCAGCUGAUGGGCAAAAACUUGUUGGAGUUGGGUUUGUGGAUACAUUAGUGAGGAAGCUGGAAGUAUGUGAGUUUCCAGAUAAUGACCAGUUUUCAAACCUUGAAGCUCUGCUAGUUCAGUUGGGCCCCAAGGAAUGUAUUCUACCUACUGGAGAGGCUGCUGGAGAGAUGGAAAAGCUGAAAGAGGUAAGCCAUGGAAAUGUUAUGGGCUGUAGGCUUUGUUUACAUAAAUUUGGAGUAGAGGCGGGAGCAGCUCAUUGAAGAUUACUUUUGAAACAGGUCUUCAAGCCUUAAUUGGCUUUAGCAGUUAAGUUUAUGUUGAGUUUUUGGUGGGGGUCAAUGCUUCUGAUUCCAGUUUCUACCUUCUAUACCAGGCUGAUUAAGUUCGCUGAGAUGGUGGUACUUUUGUUAUAGCUGCUUUUCAAGGACCUGGCCCAAAUGUCAUGGCCAAACCAUGGCUUGAUUCUCAGGGUCAUGUGCUCCUCCCUUCACACUCUCAGAUUCCCUCGCUCACUACCUGGUUUGCAUUAUGUUUGAAUUAGGCUAGCUGUGGUUACUGCCCAGCGCCUAUAAACAUGAGCCAUGAUUACUAGCCAAGUAAUCCUCUGUCCUUCUGCCAGUUCUACCCCCACUCCUCUUAAAUUUGGUAGAAGACUUACAGAAGUGGACAGGGUUUGGCUUUCAAGUUAAUUUGUGCUGCAGGUAUAGAAAAGCUAAGAAAAAGUAGGAUUCUCUUCUCCCUUUUCUUUUAACAUUCUUCAGUGGUUCCCAACCUUUUUGGUAUGGCAACUCACAAGUCCAAAGUUACUUGGGAUGUUGACACAUCAAUUUAUUGUCAUGUAUUUUUGGAGCAUAGGUAUUUGGCUUUCAGCAGUUUCAUGAAAUAUUUAUAGUAUGUACAGAGUUAUUCACAGCUUAGUUUAUAGGAAUGUAAAAGCAUCAACCAUCUUUUCCACCAUAUAAGGGGAAUUGUAAGGAGCAGGGAAUGUAUAUUUCUCACCCAGAGGGGAAAAUAAUGAGCUUUUAUGGAGAAAUCAGUGCUUUCUUCAUAGUUUCUAGACUGUAGUGGGAUACAUGUCUAACAAGCAUGUUCAUCUUUCCUAGUGCUUAACUUUUGUUAAUAAUGAGUAGUUCGUGUUCUAAAAUGGACACAAUCCAUCCAAAGUGAAACAUGUUACAGCUGCAAUCCCAGGCUCGCUUACCUGGGAGUAAGUCCAAUGGAACGCAAUGGGAUCUUCUAUUUCUGCAUUAAAUUGGCUCCAUAUCCUAUAGAUUUUAAAGGGAAAGAUUUCAUGUAUGUAAAGUACCUUCCCCUCUGGACUCUAUAGGAAUGCUUAUAUUUUGGCAGAAUUUCACCCUUUAUUAAUUGCUAAUAUUACGAACGGUUAAGGAGAAUACAUUAUUGUGUCUGUUAUUAAAUAAUUCACUUGGAUUAUUAGUUUAUCAGUAGUUACAUUGAUUCAAACAUUUUGGUUAAAACUGUUGGAAUUCAAGCCUCUAUCGGGAGAAGCUGGCAACCCUCCCAGGCACCCGGCUUGAGUUCCGAUGACCUCCCUGCUGCAUUCCCCAGCAAACUCAGGCUAGGUCUCUAUAGGCGAUUCUUCCCAGCGUGGAAAGAACACACCCACUCUUUCCUGCUCCCCCGGCAGGGGAAAGAGAUAGUCAGAAACGUUUAUUUACAUGGUUUAUUUCUGACUCUUCAGCAUCACAUAAAACAUGUCUGCUCACUUCAGACUCCGGCAAACAAGGGAGUAAGACUUCCUGUACAAUCACAUGAGGAAGGUCUCAAAUUACACUCUGUGCAAUUUCCGGUGAACUGCCCUGUGAGCUGGCUGGAAGGCUGUUUCCCACAGUCAGCUCCAACAUUCCCAUCAUGUGAUGUUUUCAAGCUAGCAGUUUGCAGCUGCACUGCAUCCAUAUCGUAACAAAAACGUUAUGGUAAGAUCCAUUUUGAAUGAAUUCACUGAGAGAUUUACAUGCAUGUUUACAUGGAAGUUAGUAAAUUUCUGGUAAAACUGCAGUUCUGUGCACAUUUACCUGGGAGUGAGGUAUUGAGUUCAGCCAUUGAGUUCAGUCAAUUUCUGAGCAGACAUGCAUAAGGUUAGGCUGAUACGGGUGCACUUAAUAACAAAGAAGAGUCUGUUGGAUCAAGUAAGUGGCCCACCUGGUCCAGCUUCCUGUUCUCACACUGGCCAACCAGAUGCCUGUGGGAAACCUGCAAGCAGGCCCUGAGAACAAGAGCCCUCUCCUCUCCUGUGGCUUCCAGCAGCUGGUAUUCAGAAGCAUAUUCCAACACUGGAGAACCUGCAGCUCUGUAGAUGUUGUUGGACUCCCCAUUAGCCUUGCCCGCUUGGCCAGUGGCCAGUGUACAAGAGGAGUUGAUGUCCCAUAAUAUCUAGAGCGCCACAGGUUCCCCAUCUCUGCUCUAAUGGAAGAGAACAUUCUCAAUUUUUAUAUCUAAAUAUAUAUAUAUUUGUGCAGGUUGUUCAGAGAGGAGGGAUUCUGAUUACAGAGAGGAAAAAGACCGAGUUUGUAACAAAGGACAUUGUUCAAGAUCUCAACCGCUUGCUGAGAUCGAAAGGGAAAGAGAAGAUGUCUAGUGCAACAUUACCCGAAAUGGACCAACAGGUGGGUAACCAGGCUUGAGGGUGGGGGGAUAGAUAUCAGAAAAGUGUCCUAGCCUGGUAACUUGUGGCUUCACUGGCAUUUUGCACCAGCGCCUCCUCUUUGGCCACUUUCAUGUAAAUUCUUUUUGAAAGGGAGAAGAAAUGGCUCAACCUGUUUGACAGCUGUCUUUGUACGGGUUCAGAGUGGUGUUUUGAACCUGUAUACCAGAAUCCAAUGCUUCCCAGAGCUUUGUGCCCUAUAGAGCAAUCCACUGGUAUGAGUGGAAUUUGGAAUAGACUGAUCUCCAGCUGAGCCUGGGCUCUGCCAGGGCUCUGCCGGCUGAAGUCCCUCAUCCCAGCACAGCCAAAGAUACACUGGCAGAAGUCAUCCAUCGUGGCUAUGCCGGGGCUCAGCUGGCUGAUCUGAGUUCCUAAAAAGAGGCAUGCCAGGGGGGUGCUGCAUGACAGGGCAGGGAGAGGUUUAUGCCCAUCCAAACUGGCUUGUGCUAUUCUUCCUGAUGAAUUGGAAUGGUGUCUCAAUGAGGGUCUGAACCAGGCCAAAUUGCAAUGGCUGGUAUUUUGAUUUAGUUUGGUAAUUUUGUUUAUACAUGUUUGUGUUCAUACAUGUUUGUAUUUUAUACUCAAAUUGCAAAGGCCAGUGGUUGAUGCAGAUAUCUAUCUAUCUCUCUCUCUCUCUCUCUCUCUCUCUAUCUAUCUAUCCAGACCAUAGUAUGAUGGUACACUGGUUUGUUUCUAGGGGCUGGUGCUUGAUUAAAGGAAUGCCAGUUGGCUUAGCAUGUCCAUUAAGUGUGCAUGUGGGUAAAACAGUAGUUCCAAAACAAGAAGCAUAUUUUGUUUUCUCAGUUGGUUAAAGUGUGAUGCUGAUAAUGCCAAGGUUGCAGAUUCGAGUCACGUAUGGGACAGCUGCAUAUUUCUGCAUUGCAACUGUACAAUUCUCUGAUGCAAGCAUGUCAUGAUGGGAAUCCUUUUAGAAGAGGUGUUCCCUGUUGUGUGAAGGAGAGGAGAGAAAUGCCCUUUAUGAUGCCUGCAGAUUCCAUUUUUUAAUACUAAAAAAUGAGCUUCUAAAUAUAUCUAUAACAUGUGUAAAUAAAUUGCUACCUGAUUAGUUGGGUGCCCAUUUUUAGUCAACUAAAAGUUUUUCAUUGAUCUCACUGCAGCUCAUUUGCUGGCAGCCUAGAUUGGACAGUUGUCUUUUGCUGGCUGCUAUGAUGUAUGAUUGCCGCCAGGGGUCAGCCUAGCAUAAGGGCCUGCAAACAAAAGGUUAAUCUGGAUGAUACUGAAGGAAUCGGUAUCAUCCAGAUUAGCCAUUUUAUUUGCAGGCCCUUGUGCUAGACUGUCCCGCCCCCGCCACAAAUGCCGUUCCAUGCUUACAGCAGCUUCUAACAAUCCUGAUUCUGUUAGAGCAAAAAACUUAAACCACUCUUGAGCAUUAUUUUUUUUUUUUUAAGUUUCCUGAGCAUGUUAGGUUUUGCAUUUUAAACUCAAAUUGUAGCACUGCCAAUGCCACAGAAAUAAAAUGGGUGUUUGCUACUGUUACCCUGCUGUUGAACACCUUUACCUGGGAAUAAGUACCAUUUUGUUGCAGAAAACAAUAAUACAUAAAAUGAGCACCUGUAACCAUGUACCUGCCUGGCUGUCUGCUCCUGGACUAUAAUAUUAUGGGGAAGAGCCUUAGCUCAGUGGUAGAGCAUCUGCCUUGCAUACAGGAGAUCCCAGGUUCAAUACCUGGCAGCUCCAGGUAGGGCUGUUCCUGUGUUCCAAAAAUAUGUUUUAGGAGAAGAAAGGAAGGAUGCCGCAAUGACCCAGGCAUUCUCAUACCAGUUCAGAUGCUGAUACUGGGCCUGUUUGCCACUUCACUGACAUCUACUGCUCCCUGGGUGGUCAUUUGGUGGCUCUAGACUUCAGUCCUGAGGUCUAGUCCUAAGCUGCAACAUGGAAUGGGAUGCACGGUGAAAAUGGACAUGGUCAAAACAAAUACUUUCUUGCUACUUCUCAUUGAAGUUAAAUAUCAAGCAAGUUACACGAAUGUUUUUGAAGUAUUACUAUUUUAUUAUUUGCUGGAGAGACUUCCAAAUACAUGUUGCCGUCUCACACAUAGUGGUAUAUACAUUUUUCUACACGGGUCUUACCUCUGUUUAGACAAAAUGACACAUGUAAACUAGCCUUCGUUGGCUGCUCUUUUUUGUUUGUUAUUUUGCAUCAUCUGUAAAAUUGGAAUGAUGUAACUCACAGGGGUUUUUUUGCAGAUAGACGAGAUAAAGUCCUCUUUAAAUAUUUACGUUGCUACAAAAAGCAAUGCAACCGUUAGAGCAUGGAUGUGUGAAGAAUAUUUUAAAAGUGAUAUUCAGCAUUGCUGCCUAGUCUAGUUAAUGUAUAAAGCUACUGUACCCACCCCAUCUUAAUCCAUAUUUUCAAGAAAGUUGUUGUAACCUUUAUUUAUUUAUUUAUUUAUUUACAUACGUACGUAAUUCAUAUUCUAUACCCUCAAUAUAUACUCGUGUUCCCAGAGUAACUAACAUAGUAAGAAAAGAUGAUUUAAGAUGGCGGUGAUAAUUAAUAAUUAUAAUAAUAAUAAUAAUACAAGGAAUGAAAACUCAUGCAGCAGCAGCCAAUUUAAAUAUACAGUGGUAUCUCUGUUUACGAACUUAAUUCGUUCUGGAAGUCCGUUCUUACACCAAAAACGUUCUUAAACUGAGGCGUGCUUUCCCCAAUGAGGCUUGCCGCCGCUGGUGGCCUUCCACUGGUCCGCUUCUGUUUGUUUUCCGGUGCAAAGUUUGCUAGCUGGAACACCUACUUCCAGUUUGGCGGAGUGCAUUGCCUGAAUCGUUCGUUAACAGGACUGUUCUUAGACCGAGGUACGACUGUGUGGUAAAAUCAAGCCGUUAUAUCAGAGCAAUCCAAACUGCCAUGGUAGAAAGCGUUUGUGGGGACCAGAGCCACCUUUCCAUUCAACUCUGCCAGUCUCCGCCAGCUGGGGAACUACACUGGCGAGGAUCAUCCCCAUACAAUUGCUUAAAUGGCGAAUGGGCAGAAGCCGCUGCUGCUGGUAUUCAUACCAGUGGUAGCCAUCAGAAAACCCCAGAGCAGGGCUUUUGUGGGGAGGGCUGGACUGGCACAGGGUUCACUUGAUUCUGGGCACCCCCUGCUGCCAUCGUGAAGACAGGCCCAAUGUGGGCUUCUUCUCCAAAAUGAGCUGUGAGCUGGUACAGCAGAGAUGAUUUGUGGAUGUUGUGCUUGACUGCAUUGCUCCAGCAAGCCCUGAAGCUGUUGUCUAGGGGUUAGAAUUCCACCCUAAAUUAAAGAAUGCUGACAUUCUUAAAGUACUGUAAACAGGUGACUGGGAGAGGGAAAGCCCAUCAGUAAUUACUAUUUUUCAGGGAAGCUCUUCUGGAAUCUUUAGGAUGGAUGCUUAGAAAGUUGAGGAAUUGUUAAUCCGUUUUAGUAUUUUAACUUUUGUAUGUUUUUUAUGUAGGGCUGUAAAUAAUUCUUGAUUUUACUGUUUUACCUUCUGUAAACCACUUUGAGGUAUUUUAUACAAUUAAACGGUGUAUAAAUUUUAUGGAAGAAUAAUAAUAAUAAUAAUAACUGUAGCAAAAAAUCUGUGAGAGAUCGGUUAGACCUCUUGCAUUCAUUCUACACAAGAUAAGUGACUGGCAUCUUUUAAAAUUACCAAUUUUUUUAACGCUCUCCUCCCUCACCCACUUAAAAUUACACACAGCCAACUCAGUGCGUGGGCAAUUUUAAAUUAACACACAUAAGCUAUGGCUAGCACUUCCUCCUCCUGCUGGGGAGACUGCCUGCAACUUUUAAUAACAUUCUGAAAACAUGUAUAAGGCUUGCUUUUAAACUAAUGCUCUCCCAAAGGUUUUCUUUGAACCACACCUGUGGUUUUGUUCUUUAUGACAACCUUUAUUUGAAUGGUGGAAGGCUUGUACAGUUGCUAAGUGUGAGUUAAAAGUGCUUGGUUCAAUUCUCAUCUCUGCCACAAACUUGAAUGUAGCCUUAGUCUCCCUUCCUCUCUCUCUGCACUUGAACUACGCUUUGCAAAUGUUUAUUGGUGAUGUUUAACAUGCAGUUUCAAGUGAGAGAAGUAGCACUAUGACCUGCUAAAAAGAAAAAGGAGGAGUUUUGCAGAAGAAAAUGGGCAUCAAUGUCACUUUUAAACAGAAGAUCUGUUUGUAGCUAGCUUUUCAAACAACUGCAGUUUACGUUUGCAUUUCAACACUGAAGUACUUUUGUUAUAUUUGCAUAGUCCUUUCAGUGUGGAAUUGUUAGGAUAUCUGAACCUAAGGGGUCCGGAUCCAGUCACCUGCCCCUGCUGUUAGCAUGAAGGAGUCAAACAUACACCAGGGUGGGUUCCACAGAGAAAAAGGUUUAUUGCAAAAUCUGCGCAGAGUUAGCCAGUGGAAUAGCUUCCAAAGACUGGCCGCCCCCUAUUGUCUUCCAAGCAUUCUUAUACUGAAGCUGCAAGCUUGGCUCCCAGUUGCUCCCCAAUCAACAGGCAGAGAUACACUUUAUUAGCUAAGCCCUCCUCCCCCACCUUUGCAUAUUGUUUGCUUUUGCAUCUUUGCACAGCUGGGGUGAGAAGUCAAAACGAAAACCACUAACGGCCUGCCGAGCCUCGCUCUUCUGCUUCAGCUAAGUAGGACGCCAGACAGGAAACCCACUACCUGCCCGCAGAGCUGUCUUGCAUAGCUAAGACAAUUGUUAGCUGGAGCUAGCUAAAGCACGAUGGAGUUUUUACCUUCCCCCACCUCUUCACUCCUCUCCCUUCAGAAUAAAUGGCUGCUUCUGUUCUUUCUUUGCUCUCCUGCUGCAGAUAGUGGCUAUUGCAGUUCUCUGAACACUAAUUUAAAGGUGUGUGAAGGAUAAAGCCUUUGACUGGGACAGUCCAGGAUAGGGCUCUUAAUGCUUCCCACCGUACUUGGCUGUUCACCUUAUAUCUUUCUAGCACAGAGAUACAGACUAGUUCACAUAUAACUUAGAGUCAGCCAUGGCUUCGUGCAAACACAUGGGUUCAUUGAAUGAAGAUUGCAACUCCUCUUGUUGGUUUGCUACCUGGGGGGCUAAACCAUGGUUUGGCUAAGUGUUGCAUCUAACCUGGGCUGAUAGUUUUCCAGACGAAACACAAGCUAUAACCAUGGUUUGUUCUGUGGCUUACCAUGGUUUGUUUGGAGCCAGACAAGUCAUUAUCCCAGCUUUGGAUAUAUUGCUAUGCCAAACCAUUGCUUAAGUCUGGGUAGCAUGGCAGCAGUAGGACUGGGGGGCAGGGGGAGAUACAGUGGCUUUGCAGUCUUUGCUCCCAGAAACCAUGUGUUUAACUCAUUUUCGCUAAACCAUAGUUUGGCUUAUUGUUGCAUCUUCGGAACUAGAUUGCUAUCAAAUUUCUAGCAAUAAUUUCACGUGGAAUUAUUUAACUGCCGAUUCUACUGUUCAUUUGGGAACUCUUCCUUAGUUGGAUGGCAUCCCGCUCUGUACCUAACAGUACGCCAGUGACAAGCUGCCUGUCUUACUGCAUGUAGAGUAAUCCCCCCUUUUUUUCCCCCCCACACCCCCAGAUCGCCAUCACUUCCUUGGCUGCAGUGAUUAAGUAUUUAGAACUCUUAACUGACGAGUCUAAUUUUGGGCAGUUCGAACUCUCCACCAUGAACCUCCAUCAAUAUGUCACACUGGAUCAUUCUGCUGUCAGGGCACUUAAUCUUUUCCAGGUAAGCCGGGGCAUUGCUAUGUACGUAAGACUCUGGGCACAGACCUGCAACACAAACCUGCCUAAAAUAGGGACACAUGCCCUUUUUUUGCACAUCUGUUUUAAGUUGGACACAGUUUUUGGGUGGGAAAGUGGCAUCCAGAUAAGCAUGUAAAUGAAAUGUGAACACAAGCUCAUUCCAGAAACAAAUCUUAGUUGAAUUAAGAGAACAGUAUUCUCAGGAGUUAGCCCAGGUUAAGGAUUUUCGCAUCGGAACUUAUUUUGAUCAAGGCAUACUCAAAGUAGACCCACUGAUACCAGUAGAUUGCAUCCAACGUUGUGUGAGAGGACUUCUGCUUGCACAAAUAAUUCCUCUCCUCCCUCCUGCAGCUCCCUGCGCACUCCUCAGAUCUGCUCCAGAGGGUCCCCCAAACCUCUGGAGCAGAUUUUGAUGGCCAAUGCAGUGGUUCCCAACCUUUUUUUGGCCGUAUCCAACCUAAGCAUCUUUAUAACUCUUAUUAUUCAAAAAGUGAACUAUUCACAUGGAAGAAGCCUAAAAGGCCAUUAAUUUUGUCUAACUCAUUCUUGAAUUGCCCCCCCUUCAAAAUCAAAUUGGCUGGGUUUGUCAUGUCCAUCAAUUCCAGUUGGUCUGUUCUGAGCAUGACUUAAGUGGAUAUACCGUAUUUUCUGCUCUAUAAGACUCACUUUUUCCCUCCUAAAAAGUAAGGGGAAAUGUGUGUGCGUCUUAUGGAGUGAAUGCAGGCUGCGCAGCUAUCACAGAAGCCAGAACAGCAAGAGGGAUUGCUGCUUUCACUGCGCAGCGAUUCCUCUUGCUGUUCUGGCUUCUGAGAUUCAGAUUUUUUUUUUCUUGUUUUCCUCCUCCAAAAACUAGGUGCUUCUUGUGGUCUGGUGCGUCUUAUAGAGUGAAAAAUACGGUAAUCAACUUAUUAAAUAAAUCAUAAUAAACUAUGCAUCUUAAUUGAUUAACAGCUGCACACAAAUAAAACAGUAAAUUGGAAGAGAGAAGGCGCACAUACAUCUCAAAGGAGGCUCAGGGUCAAGGCUCAGGGACAAUAGGAGUUAUAGUCCAGUAAGUCCUGGAGGGCUACUACUUCCUCAUCCCUGAUCUAAUAGAUUAGAUAGACUACAUGUUGCAGCCCUUGUUUUGACAGGUGUGCGCAUGCAAAUAUAUGCAGAUGCCCUGCAGCUAGUAUUCCCCACUCCUGCAUAGCAUAUUAGGCUGGCAAAGCUUAGAUAAAUAAAAUAUGAGCCGAAAGCUUUAAGAGAAUGUAUUUUGUGUUGCAUCGAUGGAUCAGCCAGCAUUUGGGAAGGAAAAUGUUGGGGAAGUAAACCUUUAAUCCACGCAAUGUGGCAGAAUCUGCCUUGACAUAAGGAAAGACAUAAGCCACGUUGUGAAGCUAGCUAGGGACGCUAUAAAGUUGUAUUGAUCUUGGUAUAUAGCCCUGUAAAGCCCAUUAUUUUAUUUCGGAGCUUUACAUGGCUUUAUUGUUUUUAAAAACGAGCUGUGCUCUGAUACCGCUCCACAGCUAAGCUGCUGGUUCCUCAUCUUCACUGAUCUAGUACAUUUGUAUACAUCCACAUAGAAGGGAAAGACCCUCGCCCCCAUUUUUUUCUCCCCUCUCCUCAUCUCUCAAUUCAGCUAGUUUGUUUUCCCUAUGAGUUGCCUCCUUUGUUACGGGAAGGAUGGGCUUGAACUCUGUUGCAGCAUGCCAAAUUAACUAUAAAGGAACUAUAAAGCAUAAAGGAAAUAAUUUUAUUUAUCUAUUAUUACAUUUACACCCCACAUAAAUUAAGUUGGUUUAUGUCACUGGAGCGCCCUGGAGAAGAAGGGGGUGCCUUUUCCAGAACUGUGGUCACCGGAGGACGCUUGGAGAUCCAGGGGGGCUGCAGAUAGCCCAGAGCGCUCUCCCAACACUGCCUUCCAAAGAGCUCACACACUCAUACGUGGCUCUCUGCAUCCCAUGCUCAAAAUAACCCUGCAAGGUUGAGAGACAGUGAUUGGCCUAAAGUGACCUAGUGAGCUCCAUGAACGAGUGGGGAUUUGAACUCUGGCCUUCCAAGUCAUAGUCCAACACUCUAACCACUAUGGCGACCACCUCUUAAUUCAGAAGAAAAGUACUAAAAUGCAAAACACAUACAUGUUCUCACUUGCCACUAUUCUGCUUUUAGAGAGGUUUCACUCACUUUUGCACAAAUGUUUUUUGGUUGUUGUUUUUUUAAAAUUGACUUUCUGCCACAAUGUGUUAUUUCCCCUCAGCGUUCUUCGGAAAAUGCUCAAGGUACGCACUGUUUGGCUGCCCUGUUAAAUAAGUGCAGAACGGCCCAAGGACAGAGGUUGGUGAACCAGUGGAUCAAACAGCCCCUAGUGGACAGGAACAAAAUAGAAGAAAGGUAAAUAUUCUCUCCUUCAGCGCUGAUGCUUGGAACUGCCUAGAUUAGAAAACGCACCACUACUUUCCUACAAUUUUGGAUCACAAUUUUUGUUGGUGUUUAAGUGAGUAUAUUGAGUUGUUUGCCUUUCGGAGGAUGGUUGUUUAGAUUGCUCCAAAAAGGCGGAGUUGCUUUUCAGUAGCUGGAGGGAAACUAGUCCAGGGAGUUCUGGUAAGGCUGAAAAACUUCCUGAAUGUACGUAAGCAGUGGUAGUUCUAGUGUUUAGAACCACCCUUAAUAGGUUUUCUCUGCUGCAAGUCAUGAGUUUGUUUAUGAUAAGAGAAAUUGGGCUUCAAUUAGUUGGACUUAUGAGCCAUUGAAAUCAGUGGGAACCAAGUGCAGCUAAUUUAGUCUUGAGUCCAACUCUCUGAGUUUUCUGCUGCUUCUGUUAACAGUGAAACAUCAGUACUGUACUAGGCAUGCCAUUUUCUUGUUUUAUCUUAACGUUUGUAUUAGCUGUUGCUCUCAUACUUCCGAUUCUGUUUGUCUUAAGCCAUUAAAAUGAUUAUUUGCUUCACGGCACCAGACUUGGUAUUACGCUGGUCAUGAAAUCUGAGGAAGCUGAGUGCAGCUAAAGCUGAGCAUCUGACCUUUUAAAGAAGUAAUGUUGAUUUGGAUCCUUGAUCUUGCAAACAAUAAAAGCUCCCAAUUCAGCUCGGGGCUGUGUGAUUCACUUGUGGGUCAACAGAGAAGGAAAAGAGGAUUGCAAAUGACAGUCGGUGCCCCUGCUGUGCUUGCAUGGCAAAGGGGCUUCAGCAUUGUCUUACAGCUCCAAAAAUACCUGUCACAGGUUGCCUGGUGAAGGUCUGGAAGGCUGAUUUAUAGCGUAUGUUAGUGGACUAUCUGAAUUUAACUAGGAUAGGCUUAAUGAAUUUGUAUGAUUAAAGUGGAGUCUCAGGCUUAAUGAAUCCAAUUCAUUGAAUAGUUUGGCACCAGUAUCUUCUGGCUUUAAUACUGGCUUUAAUACUAAAGGACUAAAGUUUUAGUCCUUUAGUUCUGAAAGGGAAGAAGUUGGAUAAUGAAUAGACAUGGAAAGAAUAGCCGGGGCAGCAUCAACAAAGUAGUUUUUUCAUCACAAGGGCUUCUGGCUGAACUAAACCUCCCUCUCCUCUCCCUGCACCCUGCCCAGAUAUGCUCUGUAGGAUUGGAGGAACCCCCAGAACAGAUUUAGUGGGCACCUGAGGAGGGGUUCCCUUGCGUAGCCAGAAAUCCUUGUGCUAUCACAGUAUUUUUCAAUCUUGGAAUCCCAGCUGCUGCUGGACUACGACUCCCAUCAUCCCUGACCACUGGCCCUGCUAGCUUGGGAUGAUGGGAGUUGUAGUCCAUCAAACCACUGGGGACCCAAGGUUGAGAGACACUGCUAACAGAACUGCUUCAAGCGAUACCACCCCAGGAUACAGCAUGGCCAGAGCAGAAAGUGCUUCCAAGUAUGUGCCUGUCUGGGGUGGGUUUAGGUGUCACCCAGUUUUCACAGCGAUGCACACCGCAGUGCACUGCAUGCACCCCCAGGGAGGUUGCUGGGCAUUCAGGAGCAGCUUUUAGGAGGUGGGAAAGGGUUGCAGCAGAGAAUUCCAUAAAGCUCUGUGUGCAUGUGGGUGACAGCACAGCCUUAAGCAGGCAGCAUUCACUGUCUCUUUUCUGCACCCAUCUCAUGUUUGCUACAUAAGAAGAGCUGGCUGGCUGCACAAUCCAGUCCAGCCUCCUGUUCUCAGUCGCAAACCAGAUGCCUGCAGGAAACCCCUCAAAGCAGGAUCUGAGGACAAGAGCAGCCUCCCAUUCUGUGGUUUCCAACUGUGGAGGCAGAGCUUAACCAGAGAAUCAUAGAACUGUUGGAAGGGACCACGUAGGUCAUCUGACUCCCUGCAAUGCAGGACUUUUUUGCCCAAGCUGGGGCUUAAAUCCACAACCCUGAGAUCAAGAGUUUCAUGCUCCACCAACUGAGCUAUCCCACAUCGUGGCCACCCUCCAUGAGAAUCUCCUCCAUUGCAGAUCUAUAGAAGUUGGGAUGGUAGUAGUGCCAUCCUCCUAAAAAAGAAGCAGCUCUUACUCAGAAGAUAUCUUUCUUUAGGCUUGUCAGAAGCGACCAAUGACUUCAGCAGACAGCAUGUGGGCUUAUAAGAAGACUUUGUGUGGGAAGGACUAUGAAUGUCUUCUGAAGCCCGAGGGGAAAACACAUCAAGUUCUGUUCAACAAAGCCUGACAGACUCCCUGUGGAGGAUUGACCUAGACCAGAAACCUGUAUGAAAACCUUUUUGUGGUGUUCGUUGGCACGGGUGCCUAGAUCCUUGCUCAGCUAUGGUGGGGCAAAAACUUAGGGAGCUUCUCUCUCGGGGCUGCUGUGAAGGUUGUAAAGCAAGCAAAGUGCUUGCGGUGGUAUAUAAAUUACUUAACGUAACACCCCCCCCCACGCUGGUUAUUAUAGUAGCAGUAGUAAUAUUUCUUUAUUAUAAAAAGUUAUAUCAUGCUUUCCCAAAGGAAACACUCAAGGCAGCUAACAAUAAAACCACAAAUUUACAUUAAAACAAUAUACCAAAAAAAUACAAAAGAGAAGAUGAAACCAGCUGCCAGCUAAAAAUUAACACUUUCAGUGGAUCAUAUGAUUUAGAAUAUGAAUUGUAGAGUUGGAAGGGACCAUGAUGGCAAACUUGUCCAACCCUUGCAAUGCAGGAAUCUUUUGCCCAACGUGGCGCUCAAAUCCAUAGCCCUGAAAUUAAGAGUCUCAUGCUCUGCCAACUGAGCAACUCUUCCCCUCCCCUCUCCUGUACCCCCCCAAAACUCUCCAGAGAAUUGGGGGCCCCUCCUGAACAGUUGACGCUGUGGGUCCCAUGGGGCUUGGUGCAAGGGGAGAAUUUCCCAAAAUCAGGUGGAGGGAAAUCUCCCUUUGCACUUCAACCCUCUGUGAUACAGACCCCACCGACAGGUGCCCAUCACUGUCUACAUCUUAGCGAAACAAUUUUUAUAUUUGUACUGUAUAAGCGUAUUUUGGCAUUAAGUGGUAUAUAACUUUUUAGAAAUAUUAAUUGCAUUAAUGAGUAGUAUUAGUAAUAAUACCAGUAAUAUCAUUAUCUUCCUCCUUCCUAAUGUGAUGUGCUGACAGAAUGUUGCUUGCCUAAGACUACAGAGUUCAUGGUAGACAUGAGUCCUGGUCCAUAGGCUUCUGUCUGUUCUUCUGAGGAGCAGCAGCAGAGGUGUUUGUGGCAAUGUAGGUCGGAGCCUUCUCUGAGAUAGCACUGACAUUAAGGCAUUCCUUCCCUUGGGAAUCUCCAUUCCUUGUAGGGAAGCUCCGUAACUCAGCGGUAGACCGUCCAUUUUGCAUGCGGAAAUUUCCAGAUUUGGUUCCCAGCAUCUCCUGGGAGGACUGGGAGAGACCCUCUCUUCAGAAUCCCAGACAUGCUGCCAGCCAGUGAGUUAGGUUGGCCAAUGUUCUGACUUGCCACAAGGUAGCUUCCCACUUUCCUGUGUUUGGUGGCUUUCAGACGUCAAGCAAAGGCAAUCUUUUCCCACAAGGGCCUAUUUCUAAAAAAUAUAAACACUGUUGACUGUAAUCUCAGGUAUGGCUUUCUGUUGAUUUACGUUCUGUUUAUACAGUGCGCUAAUUGCUUUUAGUUCUUUUUGCAAGCUGCUUUGGUUUUCUUUUUUUAAUGAACCUGUGUUAUAAACAUUUUAAUGAAUGAAGAAACGUAAAAAUGCUGUAUCUGGCCAGUGCCGCUUCAGACUGCAGGUGUGUGUAUUUGUGUAUGUGUGUGUGUGAUGUGAUCAAAUGUUUCUUCGUGCAUCCCCCACCAUACUUUUUUAAAAAAACCAAACAAACACCUUAGAUGCUCCAUUGGAUAUUUUGUGAGAACAAAGCUGUCUCUGCUUCUCAUCCAUAAAAUCACAGUUGUGGGCUAAUGACCAAUUUCUUCAGGCAAUUCAACUCUGUAGUGCCCAGAUCCAAAGUCUGAGGAGCAUGCUGUAAAUCCAUUGAUGUUGGAUUAAGGCCACCAAGUGAUACUUCAGCGCUCCCAGCAGCAGGAAGUUUUUAAGUACAGUACAGUGGACGCUCGGGUUGCAAAUAUGAUCCAUGCGGGAUGCAUGUUCGCAACCCGCAGUGUCCGCAGCCUGCAGCGGCGCGUCUGCGCACGUGCGGGUUGUGAUUCGGCACUUAUGCACAAAGUGCAAUUUAGCGCUUCUGCGCAUGCACAACCGCUGAAACCCGGAAGUAACCCGUUCUAGUACUUCCAGGUCCGUAACCCGAAAGAACACAACCUGUAGCAUCUGUAACCCAAGGUAUGACUGUACACAGAUGCAGUUUCUAGCUGGCUCUUAACUACCCGCUCCCAGUUGCUAGAACUCACCAACUUAAAAUGAAUGUGAAAUGGCAGUCUUGCCCCCUGAAGUGUCUUGCAAGUUAAUGAACACCAGGUCAGUUGUGUGAUCUUCUCUUUCCCUUUUCCUUUCCUGUUUUGGCAGAAUAGCAGCACAGUUGAAGCUUAAUCAGAAGAAAGGCCCAUAACACUAACUUGUCUCCUGCCAAAUUAGAACAAUGGAGUGGUAUGCAACUGCUCUUUACUCAGGAGGAGACCCGUUGAAAUGAACGUUUGUGACUAAGCCAGGUCAAUUAAUUUCAGUGGGUCUUCUCUGAAUAAAACUUGGUUAAAUGUCACCCAUAGACUUCCAUAGAGAGGGGUGUAUGUGCAGAAACCAGCCUACUGCACAAAUGUAUAGUUUUGCCUCUGGCUCCAGCAGCCUCUGGCAUGUGGCCCCUGGAAGGUUCCUCAGCGGGGAAUGUGGCCCUUGAGCUGUCAAAGGUCCCCCCGGUCCCCCCCGGUUUAGCAGAUACCAGUGAGCCUAUCUUCGUCCUGGGCUUGCUCAUUCCCCUCCUCCCCUUUCCUCCAUCCAGGUGUCUGGGAGGCGGCAUUCGGAAGCUUCUGCUGUGAGUUAGCACCUGCCUCCUGUGCUGUCAGCACUGUGGUUAACACUUUACUAUGGAUGCUUUCAACAAGCGAGUGUCAAAAACCUUAAUACGACGAUGACGGGUUUGAAAUGAACCAUAAUUAAUGUCUGUUUCCAGACAUCUGCAUGUGUCUUCCAGGGAAACCUACCCAAUACCUAGUUGAGUAUAAAGGUCUUUAAGGGCUUGUUUAAAUGCUAGGCAUGUCUUUUAAAGGGGUGGCUUCCAUUCAGCGACAAGCGUAAGCCACUUUUGCUGCUAGGAAACUUGAUUUCUUUUUAGAAAUAUUAUUCUAUUACUGUAAAAUUAUUUCAUUUCUCUUUACUUACUGUUCCUGUGUUUCACAACUUUAUGUUGGCAUUUUUUUCCUCGUUUGUCUGCACUUUUGAUUUAGAAAAAAGCAGGAAAACGCAUCCUGAAAGCCAAAUUUAGCAAUUUGGUGGGUGAGUUUGACAUGUAAGAAAUGAAAUCCCACCAAAUGGCAUGGAAAUGAGUUCUGGGUCUUUGGUGUCUGAGCUAGUCCUAGUCUUCUCAUGGAAGAAGUGGAGACUUGUAGUUUCUCUAUCACUAACCCAAAGUGUGCAAUUUAGUUGGAUGCUGCUCCAUUCAUUUUUCUAAGUGUGACUCCUCCAUUGCAUUUCAAAUGGCACCCGUUAAAGCCCUGAUAGGAGUUGUUCAAAACAUCUGGAGGGCACCAGGUUGGGGAAGGCUGGUUCAUGCUGUUGAGUUACAUUUUUAUAGUCUCUCUUAAUGCUGUGAAGGUCUGGCCAAGCACAAAGUGAGGAAUUAUUUGAUUGAACAACAUGAAAUUGUUCUGGGACUGAGUGGAAUUGUGCCGGCAUAACAAAAUAAGCGUUGAAAAGGCAUUUAAACUGGGAGUGGUCAUUCUGGCUGUGAUCUUACUGCUAUAGAUAAAAUGCUAUUAGAAUUCUCUAGAGAUGGGCCACUAAUUUUGGAUGGCCUUGGUAGCCCGCCAGGAUUUGGGAACAUCAGCACCCCCUCAACCAAGAGAAAAUCCUUUGGCAGGUGCUUUGGAAACAUUCUGACUUUCAGGGCCCUUCCAGAGUGCAGCGCAGGUUCAGAGACCAGAACAUCUUAUCUCGCCUGAAUUCCAGUCCUGAGGAAGAAUUAGGAUUGACAGCUGAUUUUUUUACUCGCUCUUUGGAGGCAUUCUGAGUGCAUCUAAAAUGCUGCAUAAAGUCAGAGGCAAGGGAGAGAGGUGAUGUGAGAGGGCAGUGACCGUGACGAUUUUAAAAUAGUCGUCCAAAAGUAGCCUUCUUUCCAAAGCCCAUUCAUUCAUUGCAUUCAUAUUCCACCUUUUCUUCCAAAGAGCUCAAGGUGGCGGUACAUCGUUCUCCCCCUCAUCAUUUAAUCCCCACAACAUCCCUAUGAGAAUAGGCUAGACUGAGAGACAGGGACUGGCCCAAGGUCAUUCAGUGUGCUUCAUGACCAAGUGGGGAUUUGAACCCUGGUCUCCCAGGUUCUAGUCUAACACUCUAACCACUACACCAGCCCAGCAGAAAGUGAACUAGAGACAUUUUGCAUGCAAAGUGUGUCCUUUACCACUGAGCUAUAGCCUUUCCCGUUCCGGCAGAAAGAUCAAGUCACACACGAUAGCAUGCAGAAGUAUGACCAGUGCUGCUAUAGCCUCGACUAUAAAUUUCAGUAUUCUUUCAUCCUCAAAACGCCAGAUGUAUUAUCCAAGGUGAUCAAUCUCAACCCUGGCUCGUGAUUUCUUCUUCAGUCAUAGCCGAGUAAGAUUGUCUUCCAUAAACAGGGUUUUAACAAUGAGUCCGUAAGUGACCUUGGAGGCCAAUUUUGGAUCCUCAUGUCCUUCCACAGUGGGGACAUUGGUUCCCGGGUGGGAGUUGAUCACUGUGUGGAUUUGCCAAGCGUGCCUUCCUCUUAGCACGUUUCUCCCUUGCAUCCUGAGUUUGAGUGUCUUCAAAGUCCAUGACACCUUUGGUAAAGGCUGUUCUCCAAUUGAAGCGCUCACAGGCCAGUGUUUUCCAGUUGUCAGUGUUUAUACUACAUUUUUUUAGAUUUGCCUUGAGACAGUCUUUAAACCUCUUUUGUUGACCACUGGCAUGGCACUUUCCAUUUUUAAGCUUGGAAUAGAGUAGUUACUUUGGAAGACGAUAAUCAGGCAUCUGCAGAACAUGACCAGUCCAACGAAGUUGAUGUUGAAGAAUCAUUGCUUCAACACUGGUGAUCUUUACUUCAUCCAGUACACGGAUAUUAGUUCGCCUGUCUUUCCAAGUGAUAUGUAAGAUUUUUCGGAGACACCUUUGAUGGAAUUUUUCGAGAAGUUGGAGAUGGCGUUUCUAAGUGGGCCAUGUUUCACAAGCAUAUAGUAAGGUUGUUAGUACAACAGCUUUGUAAACAAGCAUUUUGGUUUCCCUGCAAAUUUCCAGGUCCUCAAACACUCUGCACUUCAAUCGGGAGAAAGCCGCACUCGUAGAGCUCAGGCGAUGCUGGAUUUUGGUAUCAGUGUUGACCCUUGUGAAAAGAUAACUGCCUAGGUAGGAGAAAUGACCCUGACCCAGGCACAUCAAAACCUUGGCGGGGCAAGAUAAAGGUCAGGGAACAGUCAUGCCAACAUGCUUAUUAUAGCACAUCAUCCCUGGAAUUGUUGCAAACCAGGGGUCUCCCAACAUGAAGUCGCUUCUAAUAGCUUGUGAAAAGGCUGUCAAGUGGGCUGCAGUGUAAUCUAUUGCUGAAUUUUGUUAGGCAGCAGGGACAGCUGAACCUGAUCCGAUGCUCCCAAGUGCCAUGGACUCUCCUGUGCAUCUGAUAUACCUGUUGUUUGCAGGAACGCCAGCCCCAUCUGUCAAGUUUCCUUGUUAAUUUCUCCAGAGCCCUGCAUUAUUAUGCAUGUCAACCACCUGCCUUUAGCAGGUGCAAAGGUGCAAAAUUACAGCAAGGGAAAUCGUGUGCAUUCAAUUCCCAAACAUCUUGGUGGGACGUGGGUGGCGCUGUGGGUUAAACCACAGAGCCUAGGACUUGCCGAUCAGAAGGUUGGCGGUUCGAAUCCCCGCGACGGGGUGAGCUCCCGUUGCUCAGUCUCUGCUCCUGCCAACAUAGCAGUUCGAAAGCACAUCAAAGUGCAAGUAGAUAAAUAGGUACCACUCUGACGAUAAGGUAAACGGCGUUUACGUGCGCUGCUCUGGUUUGCCAGAAGCGGCUUAGUCAUGCUGGCCACAUGACCCGGAAGCUGUACGCUGGCUCCCUCAGCCAAUAAAGUGAGAUGAGCACCGCAACCCCAGAGUCGGUCACGACUGGACCUAAUGGUCAGUUCCCAAACAUCUCCGGUACAUCUGUGCUGGCAUGAACCACAGUUGGGUCUCCAUUUGUAGUUGAUCUAGAUUCCUUUCCCCUCCCUUGCCCUGCUCUUCCACCUGUGGCUAUCUUCAGAGGCUUACAUUGUUUUCUGGUGGUACUGAGGACCACAUUGGCUGCCGAGCAGGAGCUAAAAGCGUUGUAGCCAGCUACUCAAGAGUUGACAUAUUAAAAAGAAUAGUCGUGCCUGUGAACAUCAGUGGGUCUACUCUGAGUAGGACUAGCACUGGAUAUAGUCCAAUGUCUGUACCUCUUUAUAAAUAAGCUACAUUUGCGUUUCUGUACUUUAAGUCUUACACAUCCCCAAUAAAUUUUGAGGACUUGUAACUUGAAAAUUUAUUCUGUUCAAAAGUCUUUGCGCACCGUGAGAGGAAAGUAUUCUCUGAGUGGAGACAUGCUGUUUAUACUUACAACAGAAAGAACCAACACUUCACAUAGGUUUUUUAAUGUUCCUAGUGGCACAUUUUAAGUGGUCUCGAUUUUGGAUUAUCACCAAAGAUAAAAUUUAUGCACCUCUCCACGUUUCAGAGCCUUAAGUCUGUUAAGGGAAAACUGCAACAUUCCUUAGUUGUUCUGGAUACAGCUUCAGAGCAGCAUCAUUCUGACUAGAUAAGCCAGACAUAUACAGUAUAUAUAAAUAUUCAGCUCUCCAAUACAGAAUUGUUAGGUAGAAAGCAGACCUGCCCUGCCCCUGGGACAGAAAAGUAAUACAUAUGAACGUUUGGAUAAUACGAAGCAGCACGUAGAAAUAAAUACAGAUCCAGCAGAUUUGCUCUGCUCUAGCAGAAAGGAUUCACGUGAAAUAAUAGCCAUGGGAAAAUAUUUAUUACCAGUUUAAUAACUUGUAAGUAUUUAAGAAUAGGACUUGGGGCUCAAAUCUGACAUAAAAAUUAGCAGGCACCUUGGAAGCUGUACAGAAGUACCUCAGGUUACAGACGCUUCAGGUUACGUGUUUUCGGGUUGCGCACCGCGCUGAACCCAGAAGUACUGGAAAAGGUUACUUCCGGGUUUCGGCGCUUGCGCAUGUGCAGAAACACUAAAUCUCAGGUUGCGACUGCUGUGAGUUGUGAAAGUGCCUCCAGCACGGAUCACAUUCGCAACCUGAGGUUCCACUGUAAUGCAUUACAGAGCAUUCUGCAGCUGACUUCAAAGUCACUAUACUUUCAACAACAAGACCUCACAGGAAGCUCUAGCAUAAAACUACAAAUUCUGUUGCGCUCAGUUUGGACUAAAUCAGGACUCUGUUUUGCUCUUUCCCUGUAGGUGUUAACAGAAUCUUAAUGUGACCCUUCCCCACCCCCCAACUAUAAUUGCUCUUUUGAAUGGGCUCCUCUGUUCUGCUCUUGCAUUUAUUUGUGACUUGCAGAGAAAUGCCACAGACCCACUGCCACCCUUUUAAUCUGUGACCCUCUGUUUGCAAUUUCUCCCUCUUGUGAAUGGGUAUCUUAUCUGCCCCGUCAUCUGGGGAUGGCACUUGCAAUGAAGGAAGUGGACUUCCCCACUUGGGGGCCUUGUGCUGUGAUAAAUCUGUUUUGUAAGAUGCUACAGGACUACCUGUUGUGUUUGCUGCAACACGCUGCUACCUCUCUGGCAAGCCUCAAAAUUGCAGUAGUGGAUUCUGCUGAGCACUAGAAAAAGAUAUGUAGUCCGCACUUUGCCUCAGCAUCUAAUUUCAAAGCCUCCCUUCAUGCAGUUCUUAUAGUUUUGUUGUUUAGUAAUAACAAGAGGGGAGCACUCUGCCCCAAAGAACUGCAGAACGAGAGGCAUAUAAGAGAUCUAUGACACUGAAGUGUGAGCAAGAGAGAGGUGUGUGAAUUACAUGAAACUCUGGCUUUGGUGCACAUUAAGGAGUAUUAUAUAUCUUAGUGUUAAACCAUGUUUCUAUUUUAUUUCUUAUCCAUGAGUGUUUGGGGUUGUUUUUACUCUUUUUAAAAACUAGUCUUUAAUGUGUGCCUUGGUUGGUGUUAUGCUGAAUGCUGAAAGUAACUAUUGGAGGAAAUAUGUGUUGUUCAUUUAUUAUAUGAAAUACUCUUGGUGGUUAAUUGUUUUUAAAAAUAUAAAGCUUCCUAUUCAUCACAGUUGCAUAAAACAAUAUGGAAAUGUCUACCAGUUCCUUUACCCUGCCUCUACAUUUCUUUCUAAUGCCAAAUCAUGGAAGCAGAAUAAAUUUAGAAGUGCCAAGCAGUUCUCUGCAAACAGACCAGGUUUGCCUAAUCUUCAUUGUAAAAUUUGAUAAUAUUUGCAUGGGUGCGUUUUCGUUGAACAUACAGUACUUCAUGUAUUGCUUGUUUGUUAAUUUCUUCCAGUAGUCUCGUUCAGCAUUAACACAUUUCAGAGAAGCAUUGUUUGGUACUAAGACAUAUAACAGUCAUUCACACACCAAAACCAGUACCGCUUGCUGGUGGCAUUUGUAUGCAAACAAACAAACAAACAAACAAACAAAUAUGACACAUUAUUUGCUGCACAUUUUUAGAUUUUAUUUGCUUCUAAAAGACCCUCAUUCCACUCUAAGGCAAAUUCUCCCAUUCCUUCCAUGUAUUUUGGAGUCCUGCUUAUUUCCCUUUGUGCCUCACUUUGAAUUCUCCAAAAGAGCAUGGUACCUAUAGUUUCUUCAGCCAAAGCCUGACGGUUGCUCAACAACUGCUGGAUACGUCAUGCAAUAAGAUGCUUCAGCUCAUGAAUCUGAAAUGUCAUUUUCCUUUUUUAGCACCAUCGUCAUGUUUGUGCCACAUUUAGUUGUGAUUCACAAUCGCCUCCUGGAUCUUCUUCCUCGUUCUCAGCAGUGGUGCUGUCUAGCCAGUGUCCCUUGAUUUGAGUUCAUACGUUUUAUUCCCCCUUCUUUAUUCUGGACUUAUUUUUUCAGCAAGAAACUGCUUUGCAAAUAAAGUGACCCAUCAGCUACUUUCUAGUGAUAUGGAAGGAGGGCAGAGCCUUCAUUUCUGAUAUUCCUUUCUCCCUCCUCCCUUUCAUUUCCAAACUUCCAGGAAGCGUAGGGCAUAAGGGGCGGUGAUGAGCUACUUGGAAACUGGCAGAUACAUUUGUCAGGACCAGAUCUGCCCCUGGCUCCACCAGCUUCUGAUAUCUAACCUAAUUUCCCCCAAAGCCACAGUUGUGUCUAUGAAGAAGAAAAGCGUAACGCUGGUUAUGCUAGCGAGGCUUUUAGCAAGAUGUCACUGAAGAGUUUCUACUUAAUUCCAGAAGCAUUUAACGGAGAGUUAGCCUGCCUGCUUAUAUGUGAGCAUAAAUUAACAAGUCAGCUGUGCACUGAACUGACGGCAGAUCUCAGCCCUCUGUGCUUUGACGGCUAUCAAAGCUUGCAUUAAUUUGUUCUUGCUAGUACAAUAAUGCUGGAGUGUAGGAAGGUAAGGGAUCGUCCCCUUUAUGGAGAAAGAAGCAAUAAAAAUAUCCCGAGCACUCUGCUUUGCUGCAGAAGCAGAAAGAGAUAGAAUUCUAAUGCCAUGGAAUUAUUGCCGGAGUAGAAGAAAAAUCAUCCUUCAAGAGGGUGCAUUGAGUUUUGGAGAAAAUAAAACCCACUACUUGCAGGUCUCAUUUGUCAUACGACGGUGGGAAAGUCUCCUUGCUUUAUGACCCUUUAAAAAAGUGGGAUCCCCCCCCCCCAAUAGCCUCAACAAUGAAAAAAAAUGGGAAGAAAAGGGUAAUGUUCUCUAGAAGUCAUUUAUUCUGAUCCCUGCUUUGGAUUUAACGGAGGAGGAUGGGUCAUAUACUUUGACUCAAGGCGUUUCUCUGGAGGUGGCAUUUUGGCACCCGAACUGAAAAACCAGAAGCGUUCUCCCAAUCUCUCCUCCUGCACAUGUACCCGUCUCCCCCUUGCUGACUGUGCUGCUGUUGAGAAGCCUUCUGCAAAAUUAAAAAAAAAAGCAGAGAAAGUUGAUUGUCUUAGUGGUAUUUGUUUGUGGUGGAUGGAAGUACUAAUUAAAAGACAAAGCUGGUAAGCUUAUUUCGCUGACAAUAUUUGGAACCUCAGACUGCAUUUCUGCUAGUGAGCCUGCAUCCCCUCCUGUCCCCACUAUCGGGUUUUGCUUUGUGAUGAGGAUGGGAAGCAAUUUUGUCUUUUGAAGGGACUAGGUGGGGCCAAGAGUGCAAUAUCUUGUAGAGCCCCAACGUGCUUCUGUAGAGAAGCACCUUGGGGCAUACACGCCAAUGUUUGGCUCCCAAAGAAUGAAGCUUAGUCGGGGAAGGGGGUAGAUGCUGUUAUGGCUUCUCCUUGUAUGUUUUUCCUUGGGGAAGGAGAGAGUGCUGUAUAGGCUGCGUGCAAAGGUCCUAUGGGCCAGUCCAUGGCUUGUCUAUAAAAAUGGAAUGCAAAGUCACGGCUGCAGGACACUUGCUUUCCAUCUCUGUUUUAAAGAUUCGUCUUUUAAGCAUUACUCUCUCUGUGUGUGUGUUUCUGGGUAUGCUUUGAACAUCCUAGGCCUAGCCUACCUCACAGGGUUGUUGAGAGGAUAAAAUGCAGGUGGGAAACUCACGUACACCACCUUGAGCUCCUUGGAAGAAAGGUGGGAUAGAAAUGUCAUGAUGUUGAUGAUGAAGUUUUUAAUGUUUGAAGUUUUAUUCUGUUUUUAGUCCUCUGUUGGGAGCCUCCCAAAGUGGUUGGGGAAACCCAGCCAGAUGGGCAGGGUAUAAAUAAUAAAAUUAAUAACAACAACAACAACAAUAAUAAUAAUAAUAAUUUAGUGUUCUGCUUCAGGGGAGGGUAUUGCUGAACUUUUUAAAGAUAACAGUUUCCCGUUUAAUUCUCAUUGAAACCUUUGACCAGACAUUUAUCAUGAACAUUAUUGAUGGCAGCAAAGCAAACUGCCAAGUGACUGGCUCCAAGCUGUCAAGAUUUUCACUUGUUUGGCUCUUCUCACUGUGAUUUUCAGCCACCGUCUGGGAGUGGGCUGUUGGUGCAAGCUGAAUCUUCUGUGCUUCCAUUAAUAAAUAAAAGAAGAAGUGUGGGGACAGAGAGUGAUUGUAGUUGCCUCCGGAGGCUAUGAAAGCCCUGUGUGCACGAACUGAUUUUUUGGUCUCUUUUUGUUUCAUCUUGUCCCACCCUCAGGCUAAACUUGGUGGAGGCCUUUGUGGAAGACGCAGAGCUGAGGCAGUCUCUUCAAGAAGAUGUGCUCCGUCGCUUUCCGGACUUCAACCGGAUAGCGAAAAAAUUCCCCAAGAAAGCCACACUCCAGGACUGUUACAAAAUAUACCAGGCUGUUAAUCAGAUACCGAAUGUGAUAGAAGCACUGGACAAAGUUGAUGGUGAUACAUUUUCACUGUUGUGCUAUAUCUAUAUCUUAAGCUGGCGAGAGGCAGCGAGGACUUGAAUACAGUUGCUUGCUUCGUAAUAUGGAUUCCAUUGGGACAAGGGUGGAGUGGCUUUAGCCCUCCAGAUAUUGCCGACCUACAACUCCCACUGUCCCUGGCUGUGCUUGCUGGGAUAAUGAGAGUUGUAGUUCCACCAAUACCUAGAGGGCCAAAGCCUCUCCUUGCUUUCAGAGCAUGGGCUGCAGGGUUUGUGUGUGGGCUGCCCAUCGAGGCUAGGAGCGCUGGAGGAGGAAAUUGCCCCCAGUAUCACUCUGCUUGUUGAGUGGGCCUGGGAUCAGGUUCCUUCCGCCCAGGGCUGCAGCCCACAACUCUCAGGCGCUGUCAUAAAAGAGGAGGCAUAAAGCCAUCAAGCACAAAGCAAGAAAAACAGUAGAGGCAAUAAAAGCUCCAUAUAAAACCAGCUGUAAAAGCUAUAAAAACAGCGCAAGGGCUGGAAAAAACACUGGCAAUUAAAAGCAGCUAGUUUACGUGCUGAGAAGCCUUGGCACAUGAAAACGUCUUUACGUUUUUUUUUUAAAAAGACAACACAUUCUUUCCUUCCUUUUUCACAUAGAAAGUGUUGCUUUUGCAGGACUAAUUUGUGAAGUGCAUGGCUAAUUUUUCCUCCAGUUUUAAAUUUUUUUAGAGCAGCGUUUACCAAGCCAGUGCCCUCCGGAGCUGGUUGGGGGUUGUUGGGAAUUGUAGUCCAAAAUCCUCUGGAGGGCAGAGGCUUAGCAGAACAACCAGGCUGUUUCCACCUCUCUCCCCACCCCACAACUCCUGGUUUCAAUAUUAAUAAGUGUAUCUUCUCAGUCAGGGCAAUUUAAAGUACAUGGUUGGAUUUUUUAAAAAAAGCAAAAUGGUGAACUUAAGAGAACUUAAGUUUGGGCUAUGCUGACCUCUUCAGAUGUACUUUUCUGAUUUGAAUGUGCCAGUAGCUAAGAAAAUGAAAUGGGAAUGUCUGAAAUAUAUAUUAAAAAACACUCUUUAAUUUGGCAGCCUGAGGAAUACAUUGUGUCUGUUGUCUUUUAAAAAAUUAAAAUUGUCUCUGCAGUGUUUGCCACCUUUCCCUGAAAAUUGGUUUCUGUAUUGCUCUUUAGAGAGCAAUUUUUGCUUUAAACCUAUUUGCCGUUUUGAACUGUUUUUAAUUAUCUUAUAUGUAGAUUGCCUUGAGAUGGCAGUUUACAAGGCAAGGAAUAAAAUGAUGGUGAUUAUGAUACAUGUUUGUGUUUUUCCUUUUUUUCAGAAAACAGCAAAACGUUAGUACAAGCAGUGUUCACAGGACCUCUGAGGGAACUGCUGUCUGACUUCUCCAAUUUCCAAAAUAUGAUUGAUGAAACUUUGGACAUGAACACGGUAAUCUGAAGGAAGCAGAAUAAAGUUGCUUGGUUCUGUCAAAGAUGUGCUGGGUGGAUGAUGACCCGGUGGUAUUAGCAGCAUGAACAACUUUUCUAUAUUUAAACUUUUCAGCCUGCCUUUCUAAAAACUUACUCAAGACUGUUCCGCCAAAAUGACUAAAAACAGCCAUAGGGCAAUAAAAGAAACCAAGUGCCAGCACAAUUUAAAAAUCACCAAGGACUGGCAUUAAUGGAGGAACCAGAUUAUAACAUAAAUCUGUCCCAUCAGUACUGUAUGGCUCGUGUUGAAGCUAACUGUAUGAUGUGCUUUAGAAACGUAGGGAGUAAUGGAGACAGAGUUUCUUAGGGAGGGAGUUCCAGAGACUUUAUGCCACCACAGAGAAGGCCCUACUACAGACAGCCAUAGGGCUCUUCCCUUAUAUAUUAGAUGUGGUGGGUCCUCUUCUGAAGAUCUGAGUGGCCAGGGUGGGGGCGACUUCCAGUGGGCAGAGACAUUCCUUCAGUGAAUGUUCUGUGAUCAUUUCGCCUUAUUGACAUGUCAGAUACCUAUUUACAUCUCUUGAACACUGGUUUGAAGGCCGGCAAGCCUAUGCAGCUGCUUAAACUUUCUAGAUUAGCCCGUCAUUUAAACAAUUAUUUUAUACUGGUUUUAUGGUGUGUUGGGUUUUAUUAUACGCGUAUAUAUUGUUGUACAUUGACUUGAUAUAUUAUGAGUUGUCGGUAUAUAAAUAGCUUAAUAAAUAAAUAAAAUCAUAGGGCUGGGACGAAAGACCAACCAGUCAGAAGGCUGUCAACACAAAACUUGCCUCUCCAAGGUGGGAGCAUCAACAUCCAGGAAUCUCAUCCCAUAACCAACACAGCUGAGCGCCUCUAACAUAGAAUGACAUGCAUAGCACCAUGAUGCUGGCAUAUCCAAGUAGCUACACAUGAGUCUUAACUAAUUCUUGAAAUGCAGUCACCGUAUUUUGCGCACCAUAGGACGCACCUUGUUUUAGAGGGGGGAGAACAAGAAAAAAAAAUUCUCCCCCUCUCUGCCCAGCACCCCUUCAGCGAAGCGGCAGGAGGCGCUGCGCAGAGAGAGGGAGAAUUUUCCCCCUCUUGUUUUCCCGCUCUAAAACAAGGUGCCGUUUAAGGUGCGUUCAGGCGCUACCUUGGAAGCCUGGAGAGCGAGAGGGAUCGGUGUGCACCGACCCCUCUUGCUCUCCAGGCUUCAGGUUCCUUUCGACCUGCUCUUUGGGGCUGGCGGGGGGAAGCCCACCACCAGCCCCAAAGAGCAGGUCAGGGAGCAGCGGAAAGGUGCAGCGGAGAGGCUGCUGCCAUAGUCGCACAUCACUUCUCCAGCUGGGAGAGGGUCGCGGGGGGGGGCUUCUUUAGCCCCGCGCACGCUCUCCCGGCUGGAGAGGUGACGCGUGGCUAUAGAGGCUCCUGCCAUAGCCACGCGUCACCUCUCCAGCCGGGAGAGGGUCGCGGGGCUAUGGCGUCUUCACUCCAUAGGACGCACACACAUUUCCCCAUCAUUUUUGAAGGGGAAAAAGUGCGUCCUGUAGAGCGAAAAAUACGGUACAUGCUACAGGAACAGAGAGUGUGUGUGUGUAUAAGUAAAAUAGUAGUGCUAGUGGGGAAUCCUUUUGAAUAGGAGUUGUCCCUACCACAAAGAGUUGCUUUGGUUUUUCAUGUGUGUUAAUUAAAGUUUGUUGGGCUGCCUGGGUCAAGAUAUGACUGGAGGGUUGUAGUCAGUGUUAGAGCACGUUCCCACUUCAAAAGGCACCCCUUGGUGCCUCUGGGUAGGGCUAGGAAAGACUCCCUUCCUGAAAUCCCAGAGGGCUGCUGCCAGUCGGUGUCUGCAUUACUGAGAUAAUGGACCAUUGGUCUGACUUGGUUAUAAAGCUUCGGAUAUUCCUAGAUAUUCAACCGACUUGAAAUCUGGAUAAGCAGAAAAUAGGAAGUUAACUUAAGUGCUGUACGUAUAGAGUCUGGCUCUACCCCCAUCAGAAGUUCACACAAAGAAAAAUUGAUUCUGCAACCUGUGGGACACAGAAAUAAAAAAAUGUGCAUUUACUUGUUUUGCCAGCCUGACGUUCCUGCUGGUACAUCCAUGCAGCCUGAUAUUGCCGCUUCUCUUCGCAGCAAGUAAGACAGUUCUGCCACUGCUAGGGACCUGUUGCUGUGAGCCACUCCUCCUGAGUGUUUCUCUGCUGUCGAGGAUUCCCCUAGGUUUUACCCACCUGCUUUCAAAAACAAAAGGACGAGAAAUUCUCCAUAUAUUAAAGUAGAUAAGUUUAAAUGAAGCCAAGUAAGACACAUGACUCCAAGUUUUGUUUGCAUUUCCAAAAUCCAUGGAAGUUAGUUAAGGCCGAUGUUGGAGGGGCAGCUGCGGUUGCUGGAACAGCAAACUGUCCACAGUGGGCGAGAAAGCGGGGUCUCGCAGGUUCUGAUUUUACGGCUUUGUGUUUCGCAUUAAGACCUGUAAGAAUCUAUCAUUCUCUUUAAUAGGGUACGGUAAAGCUGCAGGUUGGCAUAGCAACCAAAUUAUAUUGCUCGGCCUGCGCUGAGUAAACUUCCAGCUUCACGGACUUAGAUUUAUAGAGCCACAGAUACAUUGCGUGAGGUAGCGUGUAUAUAUUAUGGCAGUUUAUAUAGUGGAACUUGUGUACAUUGCACUUCACAGAACAGUGUCACAAGCCUCCUGUGACAAGGAGCUUAUAGUCUCUUCCAAGCCUUGGUGGGUGUCCAGGGGGAGAUAUUUUCAAGGUUGAGAUUUUAUUUAUUAUUUGAGAAUUUUUUACAAACUGCUCAACCAAUAAGCUCUCCAAGUGGUGUGCAAAAUAAAAUUACAGCUGGGGCAAAGGAAGCUGCAUUAUACUGAGCCAGGCUGUUGGUCUAUUUAGCUCACAUUGUCUGUCAGAGACCUUCUGCAUGCAUAGUAGCUGGUCUACCACUGUGCCGCAGCCCCUGAACAGAACUAAAACCCACAAACCAGUUAAAAGCAAAUGGCUUGCCCAAACAGGAAAGCUUUCAGCUAGUGUCAAAAACAAUAAAGUGUGAGUGCUUGCCCCAUGUCAGUAGGCAGGGACCCCCAGAGCACAGGAGCUACCCCAGUGAAGGAACAUUUCCUUGCAAAUGCAGAUUGGGCAUUAUGGGGCACUUGGAAAAGUAGGAAUUGGGAGUCCAGCCACAUCUGGAGGGCCAUAGGUUGCCUACCCCAGUUUACUAGAUAAAAUCCUGGAAUUGGUCGCACCAUCUAUGUAUUUUGAAUGUUACACUUGGAAGUCAGAGGUGAAGUGUCUCUUGGUUGAUGUCAGCGGUAGAAAGGUGGGAUCCCAUCCCAUACUAUUCUGCAUGUGGACCAGGUCAUAGACAGCUGAAUUUGGUUGGCCCAGAGUGGCCCCAUCCUUGAUCUGCUCCAUAUGUGCUUUGGAGUAAUUCUGACUGGCUUAUAAUACCAGUAUUAUCUCUUGACUGGGCUCCAGUUUAUUUUAUGUAUUUUAUUUACAUGCCUACCUUAACUGCUUAACUUUAAAAACUCUUAAGCAGUGUACACUGUGUACAGGGUAAAAACAAUAUCCCUUUAUUGUUUUGUAUGUGUGUCUAAUAAAACAGAUUCAGGGAAAUCGUAUAAAGCAGGAUUCAGUCUUAUGACUCAUGGAAAGUGUAUAUUUUUACAAGACGUGUGAAACAACUGGUGGCAGAAGGAAGGGUAUUAUUCCACAGGGUAUUCUGUAGGGUACAGUGCCACAAGUAGAAUUUACCCAUCUGAUCCAAGCGAACUUACUAGUCCAUAGAGGGGCAGGUGGUCUUUCAGGUUUGGCCCUCAUCCACUCCAUUAACCGAACCCAAGCACUGAUUCAGCACUUCCACCCCUAGAUUGCCAGAAUCUAAUGGAAAGGAGAAAUAUUGUCUGGUGCCGCCAGCAUACUGAUGGUCACCUUGCUCUUGAUCUCGAGCUGAGGGAUUGCAAGUUACUCAGGCCCUAGGCUUUGGGUUAAGUUUGUAAAGGCCAAGUGAAUGCAGUGGUUCAGACCUGCAAAAAAAAAAGGGAGUUCAGCUGGGGAUGCGUAGCACUGGGGUGGUAGAAAGAUGCCGUUUACAGUUGAGCUAACACGUUCUCUGGCAGGGCAUUGCAAGGUAGCAUCCUCUGGAAUGUCAACAGCAUGAGCUGGGAGAUACUCCCUGGCUGAAACCCUGGAGAGCUACUGCCAGACAGUACUAAGCUAGAUGGACCCCGAGGGUCUGGCUUGGUUCAAAGCUAGCUUCCUGCGUCCCUAACAUUUUAGCUGGCAGCGGUAGAGACUGAGCCGGGAGUGCCUGUAUGCAGUGAAAGUGCUUUGCCACUGAGCUGUAGCGCAGAAGAGGGACGGAGGGAAAUAAUUGGUGUGCCCCUGAAUGUAGUCCAGGUAGCUGCCAGGAGAUGUAGGGAAAGAUAAUUUCACUUCCCCUGUUUUCUCUUUGGGGUCUGCUCUGCACUUUUCUGGGAAUAUUUUGACUUCCUCGGUGGUGGCAUUCAGCUGUUCCUGGUCCGCAAGCAAGCAAAGGGCUUCUUUGUAGUUGCUGACAGUACAGUGUGAUCACAAAGCUGUGUCCCUCCUCCCAUUCCCUGCAGGCUCUAGAUAGCUUUUCUUUGCUGCAAUGCAGGUUACAAUGUGAUGUGCAGAAAGCACACAAGUCCUUUCCAGCAUUUUUGUAAUGAAUUUUUCAUCAUCCUUACAAGUUUGGGAGUGAAGGGGAUAGAAGGCUUUCACCUCUUUUGUUAUUUCCCCCAAAGCUUCUGGUAAAAGCGAGGUUCCCUCGUCCCAUUUUGAGUAGUGUGACCUACGAGAAACUCGUUUUUCCCUGAUGAAAUGACUGUUUUGAAAAUAGCUUUUUAACAGAUAACGUGUGAGCAGUGUAAGGAUGUGGCAGCUUAAAGUUAAAAGGUUUUUUUUCUCCUAAAAAUGCUAGGGAUAGAUUUAAUAGAAGAUGGUUUUUGAAUUUUGCUUUCAGAAACCCAUUAUAUGGAUUUCUCAAAUGGGCAGAAAAGUGCAGAGUUGAUAAUUUGAAGUUAACAUGUGAGGGCAAAUGAAUGGGAGGGACCAGUCUCUGGAUAUUGAAAACCAUCUUGUUUGUUAACUGAUGAAUCAAAGUGCGAAAAAGCUUUAAUAACAUAUUAUGAAGGGGAAACCAAAAACAAAGCAAUUUGCAUUUCUGAGGAUGCUCUGGUACAAGGUGAAAAGAAAGAAAAGUACUUUUGAGAGAGGCAGUGACUCACCUUGAGGACUAGAAUCUGUUUUUGAAAAAAGAAAAAAAAAGCAUAGAUCCUCAGGAAUGUUAUCUUAUACCUAACAUGAGGUGAGUUUUCAAAAAUCAAUUCCUGGUAAGGUAGGAAAUGUUUUUUGACAUAGCUGAACCUUCAGUGCACAAAAGUCCUUUCCCCAUCCCUUAACAUCCAGAAGUUUAAAACAGCAACAAUAGAGCGUCUGUCCUCGAAGUUAAAAUAUUAGCAGAGCAAUCAUGAGAUCUAGUAGCAGAACAUAUUGGUGGAUCAUUUUGCUUGCCUUUUGGGUUUUCAUGCCACUGUGUGUGGCUGCUAGAAGUUUGUAGACCUCGAAGCUAGAGCUCGAUAGCCCUGUUUCAGAUAUUUCUGCAUGCUGCUAUAUAUCUAAUACUUAGUCAGACCUUGUGCUUCUUAUUUAUUGUCCUUUUUGCCAUUGAUGACUUGCUGCUAUUUGAGAUUUGUUCAGCAAUUUGGAGAAGAAACCCACUUCUCCAAGGAACUUCAUCAGCCGGCUGCCUGCCUGCCUGACUGUAUCUAGCUACCUUUUGACCCUUGCUCUAGGUCUAGGUACGGUCAGGCAGCCGGCUGAUGAACUUUUCAGUUGAUUGAUUUGACUUCCGUACUUAUCUGGAAGGCUGGGCUGGUGUUUCGGGAAUACAGUAGACCACCUCAUCCUCUGUUUUGCUAAUGUGUCCCUGCUGGGUAAAUGUUAGAGCAUCUCUCUGACAAAACGAUCACAGUAGCAGCUGCGUCUUUUCACAAAAACUCUUCCAAGCAGAAGUGAGUCCCCCAGGAGGACACCCGUUUUGUUUUGAAUAUGCUCCAGCAAUCUGCUAUUAGAAGUGGCAGCGCAGUUGUUUCCACAUGGAAAGUUUACCAAGAAGAGGUCUGCUUUGUCAAAUCAGUGGUCCAUCUAGUUUUCCGCAGUGGCCCAUGGGAAAGUCCUCAAGCAGGGUAAUUAAGGCAAUAGCUGUCCCAUUCUGCUGCCGCUUAGCUUUCUCUAUCAUUGGAGGUCCAUUCAUAUAGCUAUUAUGUGCCACUUUUGGACCCAAAGGCCCACAAAGCAGUGAACAGAUUAAUACAAAAGAAGAAUAAAAGCACAAUAAAUACAGAAGUAAAUCAGUAAAAAUGUGAAACUGCACCAUUACCUGUUGUGCUUAAUAUACAUCUGUGAGCUGUGCUCAUGAUCUCACCAGACAUGCAGUGCCCCAGAAUUCUACCUAUCACUUAGAACAGGGGUCAGCAAACUUUUUCAGCAGGGGGCUGGUCCACUGUCCCUCAGACCUUGUGGGGGGCUGGAAUAUAUUUUGAAAAGAAAAAAAAGAAUAACGAAUUCCUAUGCCCCACAAAUAACCCAGAGAUGCAUUUUAAAUAAAAGCACACAUUCUACUCAUAUAAAAACACCAGGCAGGCCCCACAAAUAACCCAGAGAUGCAUUUUAAAUAAAAGGACACAUUCUACUCAUGUAAAAACACGCUGAUUCCCGGACCGUCCGCGGAUUGGAUUUAGAAGGCGAUUGGGCCGGAUCUGGCCCCUGGGCCUUAGUUUGCCUACCCUUGACUUAGAAGCAAGGCUGGCUCACCUUUGCCUCCCCUUCCUCCCAACCCAGCUGUCCCAUUCUCCCAAACCCAAAAGGGAGUGUCUUAAUACUCAUCACUGCAAAGAAGCAGCCCAGAGAUGUCGCCGUCAAGUCAUCUAGUCUAGUGGCCCUCAAAACACCUGGUGGCCGCAGAUUUCAUACAUAAAUGGUGCAUUGUAUGAACUAGUGGCAUCUUUUGAGUCUGUUCUUCCUACCACAUCUGCAUUAUUUAGCAUUAACACCGUUCUUGACACACUAUGCACAAAUUGUUCCUUUGGACAUGGCCCUACUUGAGCAAGGCUGCAGUGAUUCAAACCAGUGUGAGAGCCAGUGUGGUGUAGUGGUUAAGAGCGGUAGAUUCGUAAUCUGGGGAACCGGGUUCAUGUCUCCGCUCCUCCACAUGCAGCUGCUGGGUGACCUUGGGCCAGUCACACUUCUCUGAAGUCUCUCAGCCUCACUCACCUCACAGAGUGUUUGUUGUGGGGGAGGAAGGGAAAGGAGAAUGUUAGCCGCUUUGAGACUCCUGAAGGGGAGUGAUAAAGCGGGAUAUCAAAUCCAAACUCCUCUUCUUCUUCUUCUUCUUCUGAUUACGAGAAAACAUGUGAGAAGUAGUUUGACAUCGCAAUAUAUUAUUGCCUAAGAUCUGUUCACUGGAUUUCUGCAGUGUUCAUAGAAGUGUUAUUCUGGCGUUCUCUUUUGGGGAUCUCGAAGGCAGCCUGACUAAACUCUCAUUCUUUCUUUAGAAUUCAUACUGUGCUUUGUAGCCCCAAAAGAUCAGUGCUCCUGAGGAGCUUGUGGAGCAGAUUUAGAUUUAAGUGUGACCAGAGUGUGAAGUUCAUCUGCAUUCCAGAUGAUCUGCCAUUUUGGGCGGGUGGAAAAGACAGCGUUAUGCCUCUGAAUACCAGUUGCUGGGAAUCUCAGGUUGGCGGAGUACUGUUGCGCUCAUGUCCAGCUUACAGGCUUGACAUGGUCCUUCAGGCUCAUCUUACAUUUUUAUGUUCUUUUUCAAUCUGAGCUUACCUGUUCAACAGGAUCUCAGUGUAGAGUAUUCCAGCGCCCUUCAGGUGUUUUGGAUGGAAGCUCCCAGCAGCUUAAGCUGACAUUUGCUGGCCAGGAGUUUCAGUCUAAAACACCUGGAGGCACCAGAUUGGCAAAGGUUUGAGUCUUUCCUGAGCUAGGCAGUUUCAGGCUGCAGGUGAGGAAUUGUCACACUGGUGGAGAGAGGUUCUAGGCUAGCCUGCUGAUGUGCUACUCUUUUUGCUAAGUUUUGUAUUUUCAAAACUCAGUAAUAAAAGAUGAGCAAUAAAAACAGCUAACAUGUUUCUCAAGAAAGAUCAGACAGUGACUGCACCGUCUGAUCUUUCUGGAGAAAUGCUUGUUAGCUGCUUUUGAAUUUCAUUGCAGACAUAUAGAAUAUAUAAGAAGGUACAUGAAAACCAACCAAAAUCUCUCCACAGAUUGCCAUGUGUCUUGGGUGGUAUUCUUGUAUGGUCCUCACAUUGCAUAUAUGAAGUAAAUGGUUGCUAAGUUACGUGAAAAGACAAUGGGUUCGUUUUACCCCUGGCCACUCGGAUUUGUCAUGUCAGUUGCCUGAGCAACUGCCCAAACUCAAGUACACCAAAUCAAGGGACAAAUCUGUUACGGAAUGCCGACAUCUCGCUAUCUCUAAAUGAGGAGCUACUGUUGAAAAGUUUAGCAUCUCUCUAUAACAUAAAUGUUUAUUAGAAUCAUCCCAAAUCCAUAUCAUUUUUGAUAUGCAUAGAGUUCACGUGACUGAACUUUUUUUUAAUAAAAAAAGGUAAAAGUCCUCACCAUGUGAUUCAUUCAUUUAUUUUUAUUUUAUGUAAGGUGUUGAUCAGCCCUUAGGCUGCAAACCCCAGAAUGUUCUGUGAACUUAACAUAUCUUUUGAUAAAUACUUGUUUUGACACUUAGACUGAUCUAAUCAAGAGUUUUAAUCUUCCACAUUUGUUACUUAGUUUAUGUGGUCUCAGAAGUUGCUUUAGAUGAACUGGUGGGUUUUAAAUGCUUCGUAAUAUGACCGAAGGGUCAUGGCGGCUGCUUUUAACUCUUCUGUGGAUAACUCUUCUCUCUCCAUAUCCCAGGUGGAGAGCCACGAAUACCUCUUGAAACCCUCCAUUGAGCCGAGCCUCAUUGAGCUGAGAGAGAAUAUGGAUAAGCUAGAGGAAAAAAUGCAGGGUGUGCUGAAGGCGGCAGCAAGGGAACUAAGUAUGUUGGCAUGACCGUCACUUUAUCCACACAGUCCGUGUUUUGAUGCUGAAAAAUGCUUCACAUUCUCAUUGUUUAAAAUACAGUUGUGCACUUGCUUUUUAAAAAACAAACAAAAAACUACACACCUGUUGUUGGAAACUUCCCCCACAAUACAUGGUCAAAGGAGGAGAACUGGCUAUCUUCUAAGGUCCACUCUUAGUCAGUUCAUGCCUGCAUGAAGCACCAGCAAACUUGACCAGCGCCUUGUCUCUGUUCAGUGAACACCUCUUCUCCUGCACCCAGAAUCCCCCGCAGUGCACAGGUUUUCUUUGGCAGACGCACAGAGAUCUGUUGGCAAAUGAGGCAAUGUGGAAUGAGUGCUUUAAAGCUGCCAUCAAAUGAUAUCAUUGCAACUAUGCACUGUGUGAAGAAGGGCUCUUUCUUUGUAUGUCCUGAAUCUCUCACCAUUCAGCUUUUGUUGGAUAACGUUGGAGUCUAGUACAGUGGUACCUCGGGUUAAGAACUUAAUUCGUUCUGGAAGUCUGUUCUUAACCUGAAACUAUUCUUAACCUGAAGCACCACUUUAGCUAAUGGGGCCUCCAGCUGCCGCUUCGCCGCUGCUGCACGAUUUCUGUUCUCAUCCUGAAGCAAAGUUCUUAACCCGAGGUAAUAUUUCUGGGUUAGCGGAGUCUGUAACCUGAAGCGUAUGUAACCCGAGGUACCACUGUACUAUAUUGCAAGGGAUCACAAGGGUCAUCUAGUCCAACCCCUUGCAAUUCAGGAAUCUUUUGCCCAGCGUGGGACUCAAACCCAUGACCCUGAGUCUUGUGAGAAAGAGAGAAACGUCUACCUAUAUACCUUCUCCACACCAUGCACAACAGUGGAAAUCUCAGUCAUUCUUCCCACUUGCCCUUUUUCUAAACUAAAUAGUCCCAACCCAUGUAAGUUUUUCCUAGUAGGGGAAGUAUUUCAGACCCUUGAUAACUUCUGGUUGCUCUUUUCUGCACCUUUUUGAGCUCUACAAUACCCUUUUGGAGGUGCAGCAGCCAGAACGGUUGAAGUACAGGCAUGCGUUUAUCCUUUGUGAUGAUCUUGUCAAUCCAGUGUCAAUAAAUAAAGCAUUCCUGUAAGAGCUGCUCCCUCUCCUUGCCAAUUUGGAUAAUCUUAGGUUUCCGUGGCAUUACAGUAGAGGGAUUUCUAAAGUGGUGAGUGGAACCGCAGUUUGAAACUCCUCUUAACUCUUAGCGAGCUAGGUGUUAGGACUUGUUCCAAGCCCUGUGACUAUGAGUUAAUUUCUCGGCAGGUGGCCUGGUACAAUAUCAAGCAGCAAAACCCAGCCAAGAGAGAAAUUUGACUCACUGAGUGGGGAUAACGAAAAUGUGAUUUGUGUGUUUAUAAUGCCACAAUCAGUCAUGGAUUUUAUUCUCCCCCAAUCCCUUCCCAUGAAACAGGUCUGGAAGCCGGCAAGAGCAUCAAAUUAGAAUGCAACUCCCAGUUUGGGCAUUUUUUCCGAAUCACCUACAAAGAAGAGAAGGUCCUGCGAAACAACCUGAAGUAUAAGGUCUUGGAAACCCAGAAGAACGGGGUGAAGUUCUCUAACAUGUGCGUGAAACACAUAUCCCUGCCUUUGCUUCGGAACGGCAAUGGAAGUGUCUUCUAAACUUCCUGUGGGGUGGGUGCGAGUCAGUGAAGUGUUCUGCCAGGUUGCGGAAGUUUGCUAACAUUUUCCUUUUGGUUCCUGCACAGUCAACUGAAAAGCAUCAAUGAAGAAUACAUAAGUAUCAGAGGAGAGUAUGAAAAAAGCCAGGCCAUCGUUGUUAAGGAAAUCAUCGGCGUUGCCUCAGGUAAGGAACACUGUGUGCUUAUACAUGGAAUCACCAGAUAUGUUCCGAGGAUAUGUUUUAACCAGGAGUAGAACACCCACACACCAUUUGUGAGUGAGUACAAAAGUAAUUGGUCUGCUCUCAGCCUGCGGCCUCUCUGAAAUAGAAAUGUGACCCAUCUUGUGGUGAGGACAAACUACGUUAACUGCGGAAAACAAUUUGCCAACAUGGCCUGCAGCCGUAUGUCUGCUUAGAGGUGCCAAGCAGAACUUGGUUGGGUUUUCCUCUGGAUAUUAUAUCGCACUCAGCUACAGAUGUCAGCACAACUGCUGCUAAUGAAACAGAAGGCACUUCAGAACCGUAGCCUUCCUUCCACCUUGGUUUCCUGUCCCUGUUCUGGUUUUCCAGGAACAUUCCCUGACAUCACGGCUGUUCAGACAGUGGCGGGUUGGGUGGUCUCGCUUCUAGAAACAAAAGUGAGCAUGCUAGCAACUCUGAGCAUCAGUUGUCUGAGGUCACAGCAUCUCAAUCAAUGUCUAGAGAGGGCUUUAAAACUGCUAGGAACUGCCAGACGUCUGUUUUUAUAUCCAAAUACUAUUCUUUGCUUUAAAACAUGCUGGUGCCAUUUUUUGUCACUGAUCUAUUAUUUUUGGCACGUGUACAUGUCCUGUGAUUUUUAAUGUGACAGUUUGCACCUCUGCACCCCUAAGUGUCCUAAAGGGGCGCCAUUGCAGAGAUCUCUGUGCUCAUGAAUCAGAUGUAGAUUCAAGCAACGGGAACCCUCAAAUCCUGUUCCGACAGGGCACUGAUGUGCAGGCAGCUUUAGCAUGAGUAAGAUGGUGAUACAGAUGAGAAAGACUUGUGGUUUUCUCUUGCGUAAGCUGUUCCAGAUUGCUUAAAUUCUUGGGCGCAGCGGGCGCCCAAGCACUUGGGCACGGCAGCUAAAGGAAUGUGCUGUUCAAACAGUUAGCCUCGUUUAGUGUGUGAGAUUGGGCCUCGUAGCGUUUUACCUUUGUGCGCUGCGUUUGCAUUUUGCUGCCAGCUGCUUUGAGUGAAACGGAAGUGUUGAUUAUAACACCACCUGCUUUAGGUGUUAAAACGUGCUGAGAGGUAUUGAUACUGCACCGCUUAGGUAAAAUGGCUGGAAAUAAAUAAAUGAAUAAGAAAAGAAAUACAUUGUCAGCUAAGAUUGCCAUUUUUUAAAGGUUUUAUAAAUUUGUUUAAUGGUGCAUUCAUACAACCAAUCCCCCCCCUUGUGCUGGCUGCUGUAUUUGCCAUGUGAUUGGAUUAAAGCUGAAUUAGAUCUGAAGGGGUCCAACUUACUAAGACAUCUGCAGCCAAAGCUUUAUAUCACAGGGCACAUCCAAACCAUACAUUUAAAGUGCUGUGAUACCACAGUCAUGGCGUCCUCCCAAAGGAUUCUGGGAGCUAUAGUUGUUGAGUGCGCUGAGAGUUGCUAAGAGGCCCCUGUUCCCCCUCACAGAGCUACAGGUCCCAUAAUGGCUUAACAAUCAGUCCUUCUUCACAGGGAACUCUGGGAAUUGUAGCUCUGUGACAAACUACAGUUCCCAGAAUUCUUUGAGAGAAGCCAUGACUGUCUAAAAAGGCAUCAUAGUCCUUCAAAUGUGUAAACACGGCCAUAGUCUGUCCAUUUUAGCCCAGUUUUCAUCUUGCAAAAGGAAGGAACUUGACAUGGCCUCUGUGGUGACUGUUUUGUAUCGAGCUGGCAAAAAGACGCAGGUAAUUUAGUCGGUGCUGAAUCAAUUUCGCUGAGGACAGCUCUAAUAAAAAGCCUGCAUAAAAUUCAUAUUUUUAAUCUGCUUAAUGAAUGAACAAAUAGAUUGCACCGUUUAAUCUUUUCAUUCUUCAUUUGUGGGUGCUCUGGUGUUUAGUUUAGCUGUGGAAUCGUCUGGCUUCUUUGUUUGACUACAUCUUGUGUUUAUUGCUUGAUGCGAAAUGUACAAAGCACUUUACAGAAUUACAUAAGCAAAAUACAGUUCCCUACCCCAAAGGAUCUUACAAUCAAAAUUUCUGUAGUAGAGGUAACACUAAGGGAAGUUGUGGGAAGAGAGAUAAGAAGGGGCUGGGAGGACGCCCCCCCCCCCCACGAGCAGGUUUUUUGGGCAUGCAUGGGGAGCUGCACAGGAGAGGAGAGGUAGUGGGGAGAUUAAUUGAGCCAUUGAAAGUCCAUUGCGCAAGCAGAAUGGCAGCAUUCUGUACAAUCUCCAGAGAGCCUCCGCCUGUCAGUUUGUAGGCUGUACGUAGUAAGAUUGACCAGUGGUUUGACUUUAUUAUAUGGCAGCUUCCUGUGCCCUUUUCCUGCCUGUUAUGGGAAAAAUAAAAGUACCCUACCACCAUGUGUAAAAAAAUGAACAAAAACUAGAAUCAGGAAAUCUGUGACUGAAUCUCCAUCUCAUCUGGUUUGACCCAAAGCCGAAGUGGCUCUGCUGGAGCACGCUAGCAUGUUCAGCAGCAGUUUGAGGAAAAGCUGCUCGGGUGAAUGCCUCCUAGCUUUGUGGGUGCAUGGGAGCAGAAUUGCAAAUAUCUCAGUGAGUACAUUAGUGGUGGUUUUCUUAACUGCAUUAGCUAACACCACCCACCUUCCCUAACUUCUCCUUCCAGGGCAAUUAUCUAUAAUUGUUUCCCCAGUAGCUUUUUGUGGGUAGAAACUGGUCUCUGAACAUCUGGCCAGACAUCUUUGCAUGGUAGUUUGCAUGGGGCAAUAAAACGCACAAUUGGGAGGCGUUGUGAAAGUGAAUUGGGGUGUUCGUUUGGGGUGGGGAUAAGAAUGAUGCUGUCAAGAAGAUCAGAUUCUGUCCCUGUGGAAGGUUUUAUGUAUAAUAGAGAGACAGCAGGUCUGUCUUGUCAACCAAUUUAUGCAUUCAGUGUUAACAGCUAGUGAUAUGCCUUUUCAAAGCCAGGGUUGCUCACAGCAGUUUAAUUAGCCCUUGCUCUUUACCAGUUCAAUGAGACGGCGAAGGUUUGCGCUGGAAAACUUUCCAGAGAGAAUACUAAAAUGUGCAAGAGUGAUUUCCCUGGUGUGCACUUGCAGAAUGAGCUUUCCGAGUGCUAAAAUGUUGUCACCUGACAUCGCUUACAUACUUUAGGACUUGGCAAAUAAGCGGCAGGAUCCUUCCUGAGUAGUGUCAACAGGCUCUGAGUGUAGUUGGUUUCAAAUGCUUAAUUGGAGCUUAAUGAUACUUUGGCGCAGCCCACAACUAGUGCUUUAUAGUACUCGGUGACUCUGUUCAGGCGUAGUACCAUAUCUUGGUUUGAUGCUACAACAGGGUGGGGAACCUCAGGGGCUGAAUGCAGCCCCCCAAACCUCAAUAUCUGGCUCAUGGGACUUUCCCAGGCAGCACCCCAACUUCCCCUGCUUUACACUGUCUUUGAGUGCUUUAUCCUGGCUGAAAUAAGCUCUGAUAGUGUCUCUUCACUUCCCAGGAUGGAGAAUAGAAAGGAUGUGUGGGUGGGUGUUUGUGGGUGUAGAAACUGCCUACCGCACAAAAGCCAAAUUUACAUUCAUUGCUCUUUAGCCUCAGUCCCACUGCCCCACAGCUCUCCAUCUAGGCAAGCGACAGGUAUUAUCAGUUCACGAACCCAAUUAAAGGACAGUUUGGGUGUGGAACAUGGCUGCUUAGGGGUGAGAGGACAUGGCCUGGGGUGAAGAGGGCUGCAUCAAGGCCCUGGCCUGAGGUUCCUCAGCUCUGAUGCAGACUUUAAAAGAUCAGCAGCAGCAAUUUCAACUGGGCCUGGAAGCGACCGGGCCAGGCAGCCACUGCAGAUGAGCUAGAUCUGGAAUAUUUCACUGAGGCUUCUUCCGUGAUCAGAUGAGCUGCAGCAUUCUGCGCUAGCUGCUUCUUGAAACAUAGAAUACAUGUAGGUCAUGUUUCAGUCACUUGUGUGGGAGGUUACUAAAGCAUGAGGGACUGAGUUCAACUCCUUAUCUGAAAAGAGCAUCACAUUGGCUCACUAGCUUAACCCAGCAAAAUGCACUCCUAGGCUCUGCAGUCGCCUGAGAAUCCAACAGAAGUUCAGCGUUUAGGAGCAACCCCUGGUUGCAAAUCUCAUCCUUAGUGGGGGAUCUAACUCUGCUAGGAUAGUUUUGGGCUGUCCCAUCAUUAUCACUUCUUUACUGCCUGGAUUAAGCUUCCAUUUGUUAUCCCUUAUGCAGUCAGUAACUGCCUUCAGGCAUAUUUUUAAGGAAUGCAGUGCUUCACCUGAAGUUGAGGGGGGACGGACGGAGUUGGGUGUCAUUAUUAGGGGCAGACUCAGGGACGCGGGUGGUGCUGUGGGUUAAACCACAGAGCCUAGGACUUGCCGAUCGGAAGGUCGGCAGUUCGAAUCCCCGCAACGGGGUGAGCUCCCUUUGCUCAGUCCCAGUUCCUGCCAACCUAGCAGUUCGAAAGCACAUCAAAGUGCAAGUAGAUAUGUAGGUACCGCUCCGGCGGGAAGGUAAACGGCGUUUCCAUGUGCUGCUCUGGUUUGCCAGAAGCGGCUUAGUCAUGCUGGCCACAUGACCCGGAAGCUGUACGCUGGCUCCCUCGGCCAAUAAAGUGAGAUGAGCGCCGCAACCCCAGAGUUGGCCAUGACUGGACCUAAUGGUCAGGGGUCCCUUUACCUUUUAUUAGGGGCAGAACACUUUUUAUGGCCCAGACAUCCUCAGCGACAUAAGUGGUGGUUUGGGGUAGUUUGCUUCACUUUGAGUACUGGUGGUUGAGGAUUUCAAGAGCCUUCAUGGCUGAGGGUUGCACUUAGUGUAUAUAUGUCAGGAGAGGAUGGGGGGUUGGGGGAAGAUACUGUUCCUGAUGAGCACUGCAGUUGUGGUAGUGUGUGUUUAAGACUUGACUAUCCUCUGCAUGCGAAGUCAGGCUCCUGCGGAUUGAACGGACUAGGCCAGUAGCGGGUCCAAUAUUCAAGAAGAUUGUUUUUGCACGGGCUGUAGAGGGAAGUGAGGGGCACAUGGGGAUCGUCAACCUGGGAAGGUAGCCCAUCUAGGAGAAGGAAAACCCUGAUCCUAAACCUCUGCUGCCUUGCGGCUAGACUCGUUCCUGAGAAAGGCUUUGGGAGCAAACCCUGAGGAACAACCCGUACCUGCUAGCUUGUGGGACAUCUUGGGGAGAAGAAAAGGUUAAAGAGUAAGCCCUGCACCAAUCCAAAGUGGAGUCCCUACGAUGGUUGGAUGGCACCUUGUGCGCCUCCUUCCGGCAACUCCUGCAGCCAAGCUGGUCCAAACAUAUUGCUCUGCUUUCAUUUGGACCACCCCAGCGAGGCCGAAGGGGGCAGGUCUUGUCGUCCGGGCAGCCCAGGACUUCCAUACGCACUACCUAGACUUGUGCCACAGUGGUUUAUGUGUCCUUUUUUAAUGUAGUGAAAUAGGUGUGGCUAUUUAGACUGGCUGUUUUUUUAAAGUGAAAUGAAAGUGGUAAGAGAGAGGUAUAGCAUCUGCUUUGCAUACAGAAAGUCUCAGAUUCAGAACCUAGCAUCUCCAGAUAGGACAGGGAACGUCCCCUGUCUGAAACCCUGGAAAGCCAGUAUGAACAGUACUCAGCUAGAUGGACCGUUGAUAGGACUUCGUAUAAUACAGAUUCCGGUGUGGACACUGAGCCUGCAGGGAGAGGGACCACUCAGCCAGAGGGGACAGCAACACAUUUCACUGAGGUGCCAAGGAUAUUGCAUAACUGAAACGGCUGCACCUGCAACCAUGAAGCCAGGACCCCAAUUGACCUCCCUCCCGCCCCCACCUUGGGAUAUUCAAAUGCAAAGAAAGAAAAGUGUUCUAUGUUCUCACCUGCAAGUUGGCUUAUCACAUCACCAGCUAGAAUUCUCAUUGUAUGCUAGGAUGGUAGAAGUUGAUAGAAGCGGGUGGCGGUGCCAGAUUAAUGUCUGGAUUCCUUUUAGAUUUCUGCAACGCAGGAAGCUGCAUUGAGCCUGUGCUUUUCCAACAGGGUAUAAGGAGCCCAUACAGAUCCUGAGUGAUGUCAUAGCCCAGCUGGAUGCUAUUGUCAGUUUUGCUCAUGCGUCAAAUGCAGCGCCAACCCCAUACGUACGCCCAACAAUUCUGGAAAAGGGGACAGGGAAGAUUGUGCUGAAAGCCUCAAGACACCCCUGCAUUGAAGUUCAAGAUGACGUUUCCUUCAUCCCGAACGAUGUGACCUUUGAGAAGGGCAAGCAGAUGUUCCAUAUCAUUACCGGUAAAAACUUCGUUUAUAUGCCAUGCCUGUUUCCCCUCUUGCCUCCAUCUUCUGUGUUGUAUGUGUGCGUGUUAUUUAUGAGGAUGCUUUUAAAAUAAGCCUGUAUCCCGGCCUCAAAACAGAGAAGAAAUGAGCCUAUAAUAAUUUCUGCAGACGAGCGUUCUGCAUUUAGGUGGGUGUUUUGAUUUGAAAUGGGGAAGCAAUCUUCAGGCAAGCCUUAAUGUUUCAGCUUUCAAGUUUGAAGCCUGACAACCAGUGCAAAACUGACCCAACAUGCAAAUCAGUGGAAGUGAUUUUCAUAAAAUACAGAUGGAACAGCCAUGGUUGCAUUGGUGGUGGUGUUGCUCACUGUCAAGGUAGAACAGCUUAUGAAUAUGAUAAUUAAUCAAAAGUUAAUAAAGAAGGACAUUGAAGAAUAGCUGUAUUUAAUCAGAAUUAAUGUUGUUUUGUUGGUUUUAGGUUUCAUUUUGCUUCAAUAGAUAUUGUUUUUAUAUCAUGUACAGCGUAAACCGCAUAAAGAUUUUUGAAAUACUAAGUGAUUUAAAAUAAAAAAACAGCACAGUAUGUUAAACUGAAGUUGCAUAUUAGGUUGUCAAGAAGACCUUUACUCCUCCUGCUUGAAAUGCCGCUUAAUUUCCUGCUGCUACUUGCUCUGCAGGACCAAACAUGGGAGGGAAAUCCACCUACAUCCGCCAGACAGGGAUGAUUGUUCUCAUGGCCCAGAUUGGCUGUUUUGUGCCAUGUGACUCUGCAGAGAUAAGCAUUGUGGAUUGCAUCCUGGCCCGGGUAGGAGCUGGAGACAGCCAGUUGAAAGGCGUGUCUACAUUCAUGGCGGAAAUGUUGGAGACGUCUGCCAUCCUUAGGUAAGACCUUCGUUUGCAAACCUUGCUCGCCAGAAGCCCCAAGUGUUUCUACAAGCUUAGUGACCCCACUCCCCAAGGUGCUUGUGAUCUGUUUUGUGCACAGGACAGAUACUCUCUGAGACUGGCCACAGCCACUGGAGAAUAGUAUAUUUUUGAGAAUCUCAGAAGUCUCCAAACAUAGGAAGAAAACAACGGGCUCAUUUUGCUUCUAAGUUGAUUGCCGUUUUAGUUCAGUAUUAUUGGGAACAAAUGGGACCUACAGCAAAAUGUUUCAGUAUCCUGUGUUCCUGUUCAGUCCCAUAGUCAGAUAUCAGUACCCUUCUCCAGGACACUCCAUUCCACACGUAGGUUCUUUACCCUCCUUCCCAUGAAAUUCAGACAUUUACAUUCUUUGGCUACUUAGCAUCCUCAGUCCCUGAAGUACUUUUGGAGUGUUUGGGCUACACAGGAGUUCUAAACUUUGGAAAUAGAGGGAAUGUUAUCUGGAGGAGGCUCUUAAAAGAGAGGAAUGUUGAGAAAGUAGCAUUUGUGUAUCCUUGAUUGUUCAGGGGCCAGUGGUGUAGUUUUCCUGUUUAGUUUUGAAGCUGUACCACUUUUGACAACUUUAUUGCCUCUGGUUUCAGGAUUGCAACAGAAAACUCAUUGGUAAUCAUUGACGAGCUUGGGAGAGGAACAUCUACCUAUGAUGGGUUUGGAUUGGCCUGGGCAAUCUCAGAAUAUAUUGCCAGCAAAAUUGGAGCGUUUUGUAUGUUUGCCACUCAUUUUCACGAACUGACCGCACUUGCUGACGAGAUCCCCACCGUGAAUAACUUGCACGUCACAGCGCUAACCACAGAGGACACGCUGACAAUGCUGUAUCGUGUGAAAAAUGGUGAGGCUCGCUUCAGAUCCCUGGAACAAAUCCACCUUGUUUACUGUAGAGCAGCCUUCACCAGCCUGAUGUCCUCCAGAUGUUUGGGACUACGACUCCCAUCAUCCCUGCCCGUUGGCCAUGCUGGCUGGAGCUGAUGGAAGCUGGAAGGCACCACAUGGGGGAAGGUUGGCAUUGUGAGAAACCUAUGGCCUUCCAGACAUUGUUGGAAUCCAAAUCACUUAGCCAGUGGUCAGGGAUUAUGGGAAUUGGAGUUCAGCAACACCUGGUGAGCCAUAGAUUCCCUGGUCCUAGUUUAGUGUAUUGUGAACACUGGACUCAUGUGCUCCCCCACCCCUCCACCUGGCCAGGAAGAGGAGUUGGGAAGCUUUCACUUUUAGUUAGCAGCCUGUCAUGUCACCUGGAGGGCAAACUGUGGUUAACCCACACUACCUGAUUGGUUUCAAACAAGCCAGCUUUAAACUACUUCAAGAAACUGGCUUGUUGACGCAGCCAUGGUUAAUGUUAGCCACCGUUCCUGUUUUGAAUGACACAGGAAGCCACCAUUAACUUAAAUGGAAGUUUCCAAGCUACUCCUCUUUUGGGGGUGUCCCAACAUUGCUUGGCUCUGGGCUGGAUAUGUACAUAUUUCGGUACCCUUUUCCAUUCCUGUCCUCUGAAUCCUUUCCAAUUUAUGGCCCCCGCAAAUUACUUUUAAUGGUUGACACACGAUGCUUUUGCAACCCCAAAUGGACAUUUUCCUUUUGUACUCUUGUCCCAUUUUGAUAACUUACUGCUUCUUAGCAAUGUUCACUUUUAUGGUGUUUGAAACCCCCUGACCCAGGCUGAGUUUCAGAUUUCCCCAGCUCAAGCAGGAUUAUGUUUAACUGCUAGAAAUUGGGGCGGAGUUUGACCCGGACAUCACUUUUCAGGCAGUCAGUCCCCCCUCUUUCUGAAAUAGGCAGCAUGGAAUCAGAUGCACAGGUUCUGCUUUCACCUUUUGAGGACUGACCCCAGUGAUGCUUCUUCCAGGGCCUUGUGACCAGAGCUUUGGCAUCCACGUGGCAGAGCUAGCUGCUUUUCCCAAGCAUGUGAUAGAGAAUGCCAAGACAAAGGCCUUGGAGUUGGGGGAAUUCCAGACCGUUGGAAAUCCACAGGCCGAGGAGGAAGAGCCACCAGCCAGGAACUUCUACAAAGAGAAGCAGGUUUGCUAACUGUCAUACGCUUGUUGAAAUCAUUUCUUUCCCCCUUUUCUAUAAUGUAUCUACAAGAUUUAGAUACGGAUUUGUCAACAAGAACCUCUUAAGUGAUACCACUGCCCCUGGAAUGGUGCCUACAAAAAAACAUUAUAGGGUGCCUAGUAUACUCUGCCUGCCUUCCUGUCUCUUGAAUCCAGGUGAUGGGGUGAGCUCCUGUUGCUCUGUCUCAGCUUCUGCCAACCUAGCAGCUGGAAAGCACACCAGUGCAAGUAGAUAAAUAGGUACCACUGCGGCAGGAAGGUAAACGGUUGUUUUUUGUGUGCACUCUAGCUUCUGUCACGGUAUUCCAUUGCGCCAGAAGCGGUUUAGUCAUGCUGGCCACAUGACUCAGAAAGCUGUCUGUGGACAAAUGCCAGUUCCCUUGGCCUGAAAAAUGAGAUGAGUGCCACACCCCACAGUUGCCUUUGACUGGGCUUAACCAUCCAGGGGUCCCUGUCUCUCUAUGUCAUUUAUCAGAAGACUGAUACCCACUUUGAGCUCCCUGAGCCAUCUCCUCCAAAACCAGGAAAUAUAGCUUACUGCAUCACUGAGAGUUUUGCAUUCUGCGGCCUCUUUGCUUUAAGAUGAUGAUUUGUGGGUGAGCAACAGCUGCUGCAUUAACAACUGCUCAGAUGAUGCUUUCUGUGUUUUUGAAGCACUGGCUUGCAAAAGCUCACUCGCCAAUGUGUGUUUAAUGCUUAAUCCUUUUCAGUCUGCAAAUUUCUUCCCUGAUUUCUUCAGUUAGACUGAUGCUGUCCAGACAUGUUUGCUGAAUGGUAUAAACAGAACUGUAAAGAACGCUUUGUGAACUGAUUUUGAGAAGUAGCCAUGUCAGUUUGCUGCAGCAAGGAAACUCUAGUUGCACCUUAAGAUAAUGAACCGGAUUAUUGUAGCCUGGGGUUUUACGGACUAAAGCUCAUCUCAUCAGUUACACACAGUAUUAGGAAUUAAAGGCUAUCAGGACUUGUAUAAAUCACUUGGGUGCAGCAGCCAAAGCAAAUAGAUUCUGUGAUAACAAUCAGUAUUCACACACACACACUUUAGCUAGGAGUCUGAAUCUAGAUCUUCUGUGUAUCACAUCUGCUUAAUUUGCCAUUUUCUGCCAUUUUAAGUCAUUGAUCCACAAACCCAUGGUUGUUGAAAUUGCUAUUUUCAGUGCCAGAUGAAUGCAUUCGUAGGGGCUUAGAAAUGGUGCAGCAGAAGCCUCUGAGGCUCCCCACCCAUGCUGCAGAGGAAUCCAGGAGGGCGCAAAUCAGAGGCUGAACAUCAUUUUCUUUUCCUUUCUAGGAAGGUGAAAAAAUAAUCAAGGAUUUCCUUUCUAAUGUGAAAGCAUUGCCACUGGCGGACAUGUCUGAGGAGGACAUCAGAACCAAAUUGAAGCAGCUGAAAGAUGAAGUCGGGGCAAAAAACAACAGCUAUGUGAACGAAAUCCUUUCCCAAACAAAGCUAGUUGCGUGACAUGAGAAAAUCUGAACAAGGAGCCGUUUGAACUCAAGUUGGAAGUGCACAGUUGCACUCAGCCAAAGGCCAUUGCCAAAGGAGGUGAUGCCACGUCCUGUUUCUCACAAUGGCAGGUGCCAUGUUCAAUACUGGAGACCAGAACAAAUUGUUAUUUCCCAGCUAGGACUGCAUGUUACUUAUUGAGUAGUUUUCUCCUAUGACGGGUUGUGGAUAUGUUGAAAAUUUUCUAUGGUGUUCUAAUUUUGAAAUCGUUGCCCUUAAAUAAAUGCAAUGCAUCAUGGUUUGAACUUUUA